This is a messenger RNA of Pelobates cultripes (western spadefoot toad), 54506 nucleotides long. The record is from the annotation of a GenBank genome assembly. Lineage: Eukaryota; Metazoa; Chordata; Amphibia; Anura; Pelobatidae.
CACUGGCGCUCAAAGCACAACAGGAAAGCGUGUCGAAUGGUUGAUUUUAUGUUUUAAAUAUUUUUUUGCACACCGGAGGUAGGUUAUGUUCCAAUUAACCCUCACUUUCUAUAAACAUUCCAUGCUCAGGGCUCUUUGUGGCCAGCUAAGGCUGAUAUUAAUUAACAUUGUUAUAGACAAGAUCUGCACUGUGAUAUUAGCCAAACAUCUCUCAGUAUUUACUAAGUGAACUCUCCAAGCACCAUAACCACUGCAGCACAUAUAUAUAUAUACAGCAUGGUGCUGGGAGGCCAUAGAUACAGCCAGGUGGUUAGACCACAAUAAAAGGGAUUCUUUGUUCACACUCCAUGCAUUAAACAUUGUAAUGAGGAAGCUUCCAUCCUUAUCUCUUUGGAAAUUCAAAGUGAAUUUGAAUUUUUUGUGUUUUCAGGUUUUUUGUUUUUGGCCUAAACUUUGUAAUUUACUUUUGAUUUUCCAGCAGUUCAUACAUUAGUGAUUGCAAGUGUUUCCCACCGAUUGGGGUCAGGGAAUUCUCUGAUUUUGUAAAAUCUGUUCACUUCAUAUAAAAUCAACAACUUUUACUUAAUUUGCCUUGUCAUGUUUGAUUUAUUUAUUUGGAAGGAAUAGCUCAACUGUUAGAUUUUAAAAUUUAAAACAUGCUCUGAGUACAGGCAAGUAUUUGUUGCAAGAAUAUUUUUCAGGCUAGUGUUGGAUUUGCCAUAACUCCCCCCCCCCCUCUAUCUUUCUCAGUAAGCGCUAUGCAGCUCCACAUGGAUUUGUGAGAUAGUUUAUUAACUGUAAAAUAUGCAAAAGUGUGAGCGCUCCUUAGGUAGUAAACAAUCAAAAUAAUAUUUAAUAGGUAUAUAUAAAAGACACAUGUAUAGGACUCCCUUAGCUCUAAAAGGCUCAUUCAUAGAAAUGUGGGCUCAAAAGAUAAAUAAAAUUCAUAAUACAAAUACUCAGCGAUAUCUCUGGUAACACUGCCGUAAAAGCACAACUGUUACUCGCUGGAAUCUAAUAUAUAAACACUGUAACAAAAAUAUUCUUCACAGCAAUGAAUAGCAAGAUGGGGAAUCUCACCUAAACGGUGGAAUGAACAGUGUACUAAAGCCAACAAAACAUAAGACAUUUAUACCACAGUAUAAACAGUUUAAUAAUACUGGAAUAAAGUAAAAUAGACUUAUCAAAUACGUGAUAGAGACAGCAAACUAGUACUUAUACAUGGGGGGGCUAUGAGGGCUCUCUCCACAAGUCCAGAAUGAUGGUCUAUGCAGAUGUGUGCUAAUCAAUAAGGUAUACAGCGAGAUCAACCCCUCUGUCCUUGCCUGUGGUGUAACACCCGAUGUGCACAAGGUUACGUAUGACAGGGCACUCUCACUUUUGCAUAUUUUACAUUUUUGUACUAUUUCCUAGUCGCCCUUAUGUGUGAAGCAGCCCAUUUUGUGACCUACGCUAUUUUCUUUUACUAAAAGUUUAUUACUGUUUGCUUUUUUUGUUUAUUGAAAGGGAUACUGUAGGUUAUAUAAGAAUUUAAUUAAGUUGGUUAUAGUGCCUGGAGAUCCCUGGCACUGUUUCUCCAUUCAGUGUUAAAGGAACACUAUGGGUACUAAAACAACUUAGCUUAAAGGGACACUAUAUUCACAAGAACCACUAAAGCUCAUUGUAAUUGUUCUGGUGAGUAUAGUCUGUCCCUGCAGGCAUUUUCAUACAAACACUGUUUCAUGCAAACAAUGUAGGCAUUUUCAUGCAAGCAGUGCCAUUUCAAAUUGUGUUUAAUCGUUGAUUUUAUUUUUUAAAUAUUUUUUGCACACCGAAGGUAGGUUAUGUUAUGUUCCAAUUAAAGGGACACUCCAGGCACCCAGACCACUUCUGCCCAUUGGAGCCAUCACCCUUAACCCUGCAAGUGUAAUUAUUGCAGUUUUUAUAAACUGCAAUAAUUACCUUGCAGGGCUAAGUCCUCCUCUAGUGGCUGUCUAUCAGAUGUGUGCUAAUCAAUAAGGUAUACAGCGAGCUCAACCCUUGCCUGUGGUGUAACACCCGAUGUGCACAAGGUUAUGUAUGACAGGGCACUCUCACUUUUGCAUAUUUUAAAUUUUUUUACUAUUUCCUAGUCUUAAGAAGCCACUAGAGGGACUUCCGGCUUCUUAAAACACGAAAAGUGUCACCGGCAUCCCCAUAGGAAAGCAUUGUUACCUUGUUCCCUUUUUUCCAUAGGAAAGCAUUAAAUAAUGCUUUCCUAUGGGGAGGUCUAAUGCGCGCCCAUUGCCGCGCAUGCGCAUUAGGUCUCCCCCGCUGGCUGACAUCGGCGGGGGAGGAGCGUGGGCGGAGCCUGACUCAGCACCGAAGGAUAUUGCCGCUGGAUUCAGGUACGUCACUGAUGGAGUUUUGACCCCUUCAGCAACAUGGGGUAGGAGGGGGGAAAACGGAUAUGUCCCUUUAAUAAUAGUUUUUUUUUUGUGCAAAAUGUAAAUUGUUUUUUGUUUGUUUCUGUUUUUAUGCAUCCCUGCAAUUUAGUGAAGUUUGACAUUCAUAUAUGAUGUUUAUAGGAUCGUGCAAAAAUAGUUUUUUGUAUGUAGACACAAAUAUGUGCUAUAAUGCAGAACUGCUGCUCCACAAUCAAAAGGUAGCUUUGAAGAGUGAUGCCAACUAGACCUCUGCAUUAGUUAUUUUCAGCUGCUGUGAACAAAUCAAAUUCCAUUUAAUCUACGCCUGGACGACUUGAUCUUUCAGGAUUUACCUGUGGAGUUUUAGUCAGUGACUGAGAUUCCACAGGUAAAUCCCAGGCAAAUCAAUUAAUGUGGGCGUUAGAUUAAAAUACAUUUGUCGUUUGGACCACCUGACACACAUUAAUGCCAAUUACAAUUAAUUGUAAAUUAAUUAAUCAAAAUUGAUAGAAUUACAUAGCUGUUCAUGCAGGAGUAUGCUUUGAAAAAUGUCCUGUCUUUUUAAUGAUAUUGAAGUUUUAGAUUUUUUUUUUGUGUCCCCCUGCCCCCCCAUACAGCGGCACCUGUUCAUGUGACAUCAUUUGGAUAAGAGUGAAGUUGGACCUGGACACGUAAAAUAUGGCUUUUCAGGUAAAUAUAAUUAAAAGUUUACUCUAUAAUCUAUGUACGGAAAAAAACAUUUGAAUGUAGUAUAUAUUUUCCUCUAAAAAUAGUUUGUAAUUUAGAUGUUCAAGGACUAAAGUCACCCACUUAAUCUCAGUAAAGUGGCCUGGCUACAGUGGGCCUAUCCUUUUAACCCUGUAGUGUAAAACAUUUAUUUAUUUUAGAAACUGCAUGGUUACCGUAUACAUUUUGUCCAAGAUGUGCAUGUGAUGAUAUCUGCACACAUCCUAGUUUACUGAACAAUAAAUAUUUAACAGGGCUAUUUUACAGAAACAUCAAAAAACAUCCUGCUUGGGUACAUUAACAUCAGAGUUCUGGCAUGAAGGUGUGUCUGGUGGGUGCCACUCCACCAGCCCCAGGCACAACAUGAGCCUUCAACCUCUGCCCUUGGUUCCGGCAACAUUUAAUGGUCAACAACAGGGCUCCUGGAUAUGAUGUUCCGCCUAGGUUUAGGGCAGUGGUUCGACGGAUAACCUCUUGGGGUUCAAAGCCCAGGAAGGCAGGUGUGGGGACCAUUCUCAAUUACCCAGUGCAGAGGCUCGGCUUCCGGAACAGAUGUCCAGUAAUAGGAGCUGUAACCAGUAGACGCCAUAGCUAAAAAAAUGCACCCAUGAACAGGCAGAGCAGCUUUGCCCAUUUUAGGCCGCAUAGUCACCAUUUUGUUGGUCUGUUGUGGGUGUCCAACUGCUGGGUGGGCUUGCAGGUAAUCUGUACUGUUGUCAGCACCCUCCAGUGGGGACCGAAAUAAACUCCACCGGUCCAUGGAGGGGUCGAGGCUUGUGAGGAGUGUCAGAGCUGUUGUAUGACAGCAAGGCAGCGGCCGUUCGCCCCGCUCCUCUCCCGAAUAGGCCGCAGGCUCCAAAGUUUCAGAACAUCCAUAUGGGCCUCAAAACUCCUGGUCUCAGAGUCCACAGUAGCACUAACAACUACUUUCAUGCUUAGUGAGUUCACACAGCAUAAAUAUUCGCAUUAAUUCCUGAAUUUCUGCAUAAAAAGGCAAGAUUCUGCAUGAGCCUUUCCAACUUGAGACCGAUCAGCAUGGCAGGCAGGCUCUGCCCCCCUGUAUCCUUUUUAUAACAUUGUGUCUCAUCAAGGAAGUUGUUUUUUUUUAAUGCAAAGCAUUUAACAGGGCCAUGUGUAAACUGCUGCUGCAAUUAGUUUAUAGAACGGUUUCACGUAUCCUGUGUGAUGAAUGGACUUGCUGCUGGAGUAGAAACUACUUCUCUAAUAACCCGGUGCUGGUCCACAGUUUGGAUCUCAGAAGGAGGAGUAAGAGCUCAACUCAGAUUGUGCCUACAGCGUGCAGAUACCACACGCACCAUUUUAACACAACAUUCGGCAGUCAGAGUGAAGUGUUUCGGUUGUGUCAUUGAAAGCUCUGAGAGGCUGUUAUAGAGCUUUAGAGAAUUUUACAAUGCAUAAAGUGACCGCAACUGCAGGUGGUGUUAGGCAAUAGUUUAAACUCAGAAAAUGCAGAAUUUACACUGCUGUGGUUGCAGGGGCAGUCUCUAUGUCCUGAAACCACUACAUUAAGCUGUAGUGGUUCUGUUUCCUUUAAUUUAGAAUUUCUUCUCUCCUACUCUGUAUAGAGCAUGCAACAGACUCCUGUAUGUGAUUUAACAUUAGAGAAGAACUUCUAAAGUAAACACACGGUGCUGUUAGAAAAUAAAAAAAUUUUCAUGCAGACUGUGAGUCACAACCGGGUGAGGUGACACUAGUGCUGCAUAAACAGAAGCAAAAGUGAUUUAACUCCUAAAUGAGAAUUGAGCAGCAGGGGCAUGAUCUGUACACUAAAACUGCUUCAUUAAGCUAAAGUUAUUUUAUUGUUUAGAGGGACUCGUUAAACUAAAGUUGUUUUGAUUCUUAUUGUCCCUUUAGUAAGUUUAUUUGGGCAGCACCCUCUUUUCAGUGGGCUGUAGUGGUGUUGAUACUUGGAGUAACCCUUUAAUAUGAAAUUUUCCUUUUGAAAAGAAAAAACUUCUACAUAGGAUUUUAUGAAUGUCCUCUAGCUCUUGAUGACCUGUUUGCUGUUGGACACGAUAAUGCUGGCUAUUGAUCGGAAGCCUUAAAGGGACACUAUAGUCACCAGAACAACUACAGCUUAUUAUAUCUGUUCUGAUGAGUAGAAUCAUUCCCUUCAGUUUGGCUACUAGAGGUGCUUCCUGGUGCAGUGCUGCACACUGUGCAGUACUGACAUUCAGUGUCUGCACCCUCUGCAUGGAGACACUGAACUUUCCUCAUAGAGAUCCAUUGAUUCAAUUAAUCUCUAUAAGGAGAUGCUGAUUGGCCAGGGCUGUGUUUGACUUGUGCUGGCUCUGCCCCUGAUCUCCCUCCUUGGCAGACUCAGCCAAUCCUAUGGGGAAGCAUUGUGAUUAGCUCAGACCACCACUUCUGAUGACGUCUGCAGACUGCAGGCAGUUAAGAGGCAGACAGGGGCAGAGCCAGCAGCUGCAGACUUGAAUACCAGUAAAAUGUUACUAUAUUUAGGGAGGCAAUGGGUUGGGCAGGGGGACUAGAUGAUGGUUUUAACACUAUAGGGUCAGGAAUACAUGUUUCUUGCUGACCCUAUAGUGCUCCUUUGAAGAUGGCUGCUCAUUGAGCAACAGUAGUACAGGUCAUGCACUGAAAAGGCAAAAGGUAGGGUGUGUUGUGUGUGUAUACAAACAUACCUUAUGAUAAGACCGAUGUACUUUGUUAUCCCUAUUAAUUGACACUUUGUUUUGUUCCUGUUUCAUAGGUACCUGUUGUAUUCAACGAUGUUGUGGCCUCAUUUACAGUAGAGCAGUGGAUAAACCUGGCAGGUUGGAAGAAGGAGCUCUAUCACAAUGUAGUGAAAGAUAUCCAUAAAAUUCUAAAGAAACAAGGUGAGUCUUCCUAUUGACAAUUGUUACAAAUAUAAUAAAAAUCAUCAAGGUUUGCUUAAUGUUGACCUGACAGCCUUUCUGGCGCAUUUUAUAUGUUUGUUAAUUGUGCAGAAUAAAUAAAUCAGAAAUGCGAAGAGGUUUGAAUGUAAGAAUUGUUUGCAAAGCUGUCAUAGUACCAUUUGUUUCCCAACAUAUUUAAACUAUCAUUAUACCUUUUAUUAAAGAUAAAGGUAUCACAACUGAGGGAUGUGAGGUCAGCGACAGUUCUCAUCCUUCAGCAUCGAGCUGUAAAGUUAAAGAAAAGACAGGUGCUCACAUAAUGCAGGCCUGACGUUUACGUAUUUUCAUUGACCGACUGUGGUGAUGCAAUAUCGUUUGCUGGAAGACGCGCAUGCUCAGUUGUUGCAGUGUGUAAUAUUGUAUGCCGAAGGCUGCGAGCCAUUGUCUCAAUUUUCUGGGUGUUAUAGGAGUUAUUGUCCAACAAAAAGCUAGAGGCCAGAUGCAUCAUUGUAAUUACUGGCUUUGGCUCCUCAUGUGUUUCUGAAAUGUAGUUCUGGGAUGUUAAGGUUAUCCAUAAGCACAGCCAAAAUAAAUCAACUGGGUUCAUUAGUUUUAUUUAUUUAUAGGAUUUGAAUACUAUUCAUAGUGCUUUCAGUCCCACACUGGUUCACUGCAGCACAUAGGACAACAAGGAAAGAGACUUUCAUGGGUCUGUCAUAUAAUAACCAUAUAAUAACCAUACCAAUACAAAUAUCUCACCCCCACUAAAGUUCUCUUUCUUCAACCUAACAGGACUGCCCUGUCCGUGUUAUUAAGCUCAACAUUACUGAUCUGGUCCGGUCAGUUCUAGUGGGCUGAAUAAAGAUGUUUUGCAGCAGACUAGGACUGAUGAUUUUAUUUGCUUCAUUUUGAAUAGUUGGGGUGGACCACAUUAAUUAAAGAAUUUUGAAAACCUGCUUUAAUUUAUUUUUAACAAAUAAAUCAUGUUAUUGCUGUUGCACAUUUGUUUAUUAAUGUUACAUUUAUAUUGCUGUGUUCUUUUGCCAGGCUAUACGAUUAUUAAUCCAGAUGUUUUAUUCAACAUCCAAAAAACUGAUGAAUCUUGCAUUCGCAUUGACAGUUCACUUGCAGAAAGGGAACCUGAUGUUGUUAGAGGUAACGUAAUUAUUUUUAGCAUUAAUAUCUUUCAUAUGUUUAACAUGAAAAAGCUAUGGAAUAUACUGCUGUUUGUAACAUGUAUAUUAAUCUUUAUACAUUGGUCCGUGAACAUCAAUAGGGAAACUAAUUUUCUUCUCCAAUUAUUUGAUAUGUAACUUAAAAUUUUCAUAUAUAUAUGUGUAUGUAUGUCAUAUAUAUUAUUUUUUUUAUAUAUAUAUAAUAUAUAUAUCGUGUUUUGUUAUUGUACUGCGGAGUGUGUGUGUGUGUAUAUAUAUAUACACACACACACACACACACACACAUAUUCCACAGUGCUGUGCAAUAAUCAAACAAGACAAGCAAGUUAUUCUAACAAAACAUGUAUGACUUACUGAAACAGUAGGUGAAGAGGGCCCUAGUGGAGCCCCAAAUGAGCUUAUAAUCAAAAAAUCUCUGCCAGUGAGCUGUUAAUAAGCUCACUCCCACAACUCCAAUAUAGUCUAUACAUCUGUGAAAAAUGCAUCUAUGUAUUAAGUUAAACACACAUUUCAAUGGUCACAAUAUGGAACAUAAUUAUCUAAUGACACACCUGUCACAAACUGCCUCUGUGUUACAUUCAACCUGUGAUGUAGCCAAGAACCCAUCAAAUUAUUAUUAUUUUUUUUUUAUCAUUAACCUUGCUAUAACUGCAUUUUAAAGGGACACUAUAGUCAUUAGAACAACUACAGCUUAUUGUAUUUGUUCUGGUGAGUAUAAUAAUUCCCUUUAGGAUUUUUGCAGUAAAUACUGUCCUUUCAGAGAAAAAGCAAUGUUUACAUAACAACCUAGGGGUACCUCCACUGGCCACUCCUCAGAAGGCUGCUAGAAGUGCUUCCUGGGGCAGUGCUGCACAGUGUGACUGACAUUCAGUGUCUCCACUCACUGUCUCCACUGUGCAUGGAGACCUUGAACUUUCCUCAUAGAGAUUAAUUGAUUCAAUUCAUAUCUGUGAGGACAUGUUGAUUGGCCAGGGCUGUGUUUGACUUGUAUUGGCGCUGCCUCCUUGACAAGCUUAGCCCAUCCUAUGGGAAAGCAUUGUGAUUGAAGACCACUUCUGAUUAUGUCAGCCAAGCAGGCAGAUCAGGGGCAGAACCAGUAGCAGCAGACGGCAAUAAAGGUAAGAUUUUGCUAUAUUUAGAGGGAUAAGAGGGGAAGGGCAGGGGGGCUAAAUGGUGGUUUUAACACUGUAGGGUCAGGAAUAGAUGUUUGUGUUCCUGACCCUACAGUGUUGCUUUAAACCCAGCAUUGUGAGAUUAAAGUAAACCUGUCUUGACAAGUUAACUUUAAUUGAAAUCCUCCCAAAGGUAAUUAAUAUAUUAUUAUUGAUUAAUUGUAAAUUGUUUGUGCAGUGCCUCUGUCUGAAGCUCUGUCACUCUGUUCCUAUGCUCCUCUAGGCAACACUAGAAAUGCUGGCUAUGCAGUAACCAUACCAUACUCCGGUUACUGUGCUGGAAAGCAUGUUGAAUUGCACCUGUAGGAGGUCUCUUAUGCUCUCCCUGUCAGUCACUUCUUUGGCAAAGAAGUCUGUGCCAGCUAUGCUGAAGGAUUGAUUGACAAAGGUGAGAGAGGCUUUUCUCCCAAUCCACACAUUUGCUAUAAUGUGUGUACAUUAAAUCUAAUUUAGUGUGCCAUGAAAGAUAAACCUAAUUGAUGACAUCACGGUUUUAAACCUAUGACUUUUUCUUACUUCAGUGGACUUACUGACAGAAUAAAAGUUUUGUGAAAUUUAGAUUUCGAUCACUUUGAUAACGGUUGUGCAAGAUUGUCUGAAAGUUAAAAAAAACAACAACCAAAAAAAACCAGUUAUCGAUCAGUAGAAUACUGAUGCCAGAUUGUUAGAAAGGCCCGAAGCCCAAGAACGUAAUAAUUUCAGUUUUUCCCUAAAUGCUAAAUAUGAACUGCUACUCCCGUAUGGUCAGUAUGUCAUAACUGGAGGUAGGAGAGGUUGAUGGGAGUAGCCCUUUCUUGAGCUAAAUUGUAGAAAACACUGCAUGGAAUGCUCAUUAUGUAGGUGAAAACAUUGGAAAUUUACUAUUUCAUUUCAGAUUUGUAAUGUGUCUGCUGCAAGCAAUCCUUUCCUCACUUUUAAGUAAUAACUCCUGAAAACCUAUUUUAUAUUACUUUCUAGAUGUACCUGAUCUGUUGCUAAGGAUAAAAGAGGAAUCUGCAGAAGAAGCUCACUGUAGUACUGAAAAACCUAAAAUCAAAGAGGAGCGUGAUACAGCUUUGCCUCCCAAAUGUGAGUGUUAAUAGUACAUUAUGUUAUGCUGUAUAAAAGAAAUGACUUUACAGUUUUGGAACCAUACCGCCCCUUUUUUUUUUUUUUGUAUCUAUCAACUUGUCUGUUCAUGUAAGGCUAUUAAUUGGAAAGUUGAGAGAUAUAUGUAGUUGCUCUCAUUGUAAGCAAUUGCAGGACUAAGAUUGGCUGAGAUGUCGUUGCAUAUGUCACUGCAGGACUAGAUGCUAAGGAUUUGCUACAAAUGGGGAAUACUCAGGAGACAAGUAUUUUUUUUGUUAAUUUAUGGGGUUUUUUAAAGGUAGUCUGUGGGCACCGUAAACUGAUAUGUACCUUUUUCAUUUUUAUUAGUGGGGCGCUAGUGGGCUUGUCAGUAGGCAUCUGGACCUAGACUUUCUGAUAUGAGCUUUGGACCAACCAAUUAAGUAGCUAGGCAGUACAGUUGGGUGUUGUCUUUGAAAGUUUGAGGUUCAACUAUUGAUUAUUGGUUUAUCACCAAAAGGUAAGAUGGUCCCCAGGAUCUAAUCACACCAUAAUUAUUUAAUUGCAAUUAAGUUGUUAUGGUUCUCAGAGUGUUUUUUAUUUUAUAUUUAAUGAAGUAUUCGUUUUUAUCACCUGUUUCUUUGCAUUUACAUAUUAGAAAUAAAAAUCCUUUUAACAAAUACAAGUCGGGCGCUUCAAUACUUAAUAAUAAAUCUAUGCAGAGAAGGGUGAAAAAAGGUGUUGCCCCCACACCUUGAUAUUAAUAGAAAAAUAGCACCAACAACAAAGUGUAAAAAACACAGAGUGAGAGUGUACCCUUCAAGCAAGAUAUAAAUAUAAAAUAAGUAAAUACUUAUGCAUAUUCAUGAAUGGCAGGAUGGUCAUAAACAAUACCUAAAAAAACCAAUAACACAAAACAUAGUGUGUACUGCCAAAAUACAAGUGAGUAUAGAUGAAUAAUUGGUUCAACUCACAGAUUCCAGAGCCGUACCAGGCUCUGUAUAGAAAGCCCAAGGGUGCCUAAGCAGGCUAAAAACUGAUGACCAUGGAUCACUGAGAUAGGAGAAGCCACAGCAGCAAAUGAGUGGAUCAAAAUAAAAACAAAGUAUAAAAUAGGCUUACAAAAAAGAAGAGAACACAAAGUAUAAAAUAGGCUUACAAAAAAGCAGAGAACAGCUUUUUUGUAAGCCUAUUUUAUACUUUGUUUUUAUUGAAUAAAUGUAUUCUUUGAUCCACUCAUUUGCUGCUGUGGCUUCUCCUAUCUCAGUGAUCCAUCUGAUUCCAGUGGUCCAUGGUCAUCAUAAACAUUUUAUAAACUUACUAUAAACUUGGUGAGAUUGCAUUAUUGGGUACACCUCUUAUCUAGUAGAGUUUCUUCAGCCUCCCCAAAAUCACCCAACUCAGUGUCAUACUACUCCACUAGUGACAGAAACAGCAGCAAAAGAGAGAAACCGGUACCGAGACUGCUCAGCAUGAUCACACUUCUUAGACUCUCCCUGUGUGAGGAUGUUGCAAGGUGAAAGAUCUCAAAAUGCACAUGCGUAAAUCUGUCAGAAAUGCGCAAUGCACUUUUUCAGGAUUCCUAGGGAUAGGGCACUGAUUGGUUAGAUCAGUGCUCCUCCCCUCCCCUGAAAUGGGCGUGGUAAAAAAAAGAUAGAAGAAGCAGGCAAACAUGGAAAAAAUAUUUAAUAACUGAAUUAGAUUUGUAUUUUUUUUUUUAAUGCUAAAAAACAAUGUUCUUUUCUUGCAGCAUGUCCUGUCAUCACUUCUGUUGUUUCAUUAAGCAUCAAGGAAGAGCAGAUGGCUUGUGACGAGGUGGUCAAAGUUUCUGUACCAAGUAAAACAAGUAUGUUACCGCUUCUUUAAGCUGCUGGACAGUUUUUAUAUUAUCUGUGGUUAUUUUUAAUUUGUUUUUCUUUUUGUUCUGUAUUGUUUCUGUGUUUUGUUUUAUAAUAUAGGACCUGUUGUCUAGUUUGUUUUUGUUUUUAAAGCAUGUGUUCUUUGCAGAUCCACCAGAAGUUCAAGAUGGCAGUAUGUUUUUUAUUAAGCAAGAGGAAGAAGUCUAUUCCAUAGACGAUUAUAAUACUGUGGGACUGGAGACCACUGUACAAGAAACAUCAAGUAAGAUAUUUCAUACUCGCCCAUUUCAUAUUGGUAUGAAACCUUCUCUUUGGUUUUGCUUAAACGCACUUUGCACUAUUGCUUCUGGGUUUGACACAGUCCAUGUUUUCACAUAUUCAUAUUUUCUAUAAUAUACGUGGCGCUAAAAAAUUAGCUUUUGCAUAAACUGCAGACAUUUCUGCCUCGUUGCGAUUUUGCUUGGGAGGAUGAAAUGUCUCAUAUGGCUAAAUUGCUCCCUACAAUAAUUAGUGCAACUUAUUGAGUAAUUGUGAGUAUGCACGUCUAGAAAUAUGCUCACAUUAAAUUGAAUAGGAGACCAAGGAUUACUGGGGAGAUCUCUUCCAGUUCCUGGUUAAAUCCGUGUGAAUGGAGGAAAUAAGUUCUUUGGAAAAAAAACUGCUAGAUUCUUAGUGUGUUAGAUAUUUAGAUAUGUGUUAGUAAGUUCAAACUACCUGUACAUGCACAGUUCUUAAACUAAUGAAAAUGUACACAAUGAGUUACCAGUGGAGAGCAGAGACCAGCUGCAUGCUUAUGGUAUAUGUAAAAUGGUCUGCGUGAAAUGCAGGUAAUGUAAGUUUAAAUUUGUUUGUAAAACUUUAGAACGUUGGUUUUCUCCAAAUGGGCCCUACUUUAUGUGGAAAUUUAAUCUUUGCCAGAUAUCUAUGGCCACAUUCUUCUUAACAUCGACCUUUUUACAUCAACAUCAAAUAAAAUACCACAUUUUCCUUCUCAGGGAGAAAUGUCUCCAAAGACAUGUUUAACCACUGCCAUAUUGGAAAGGCUUAAAUCACAAUAGCUGUGCUUGGGUAACCGUGCAAACAAGACUAGCACACACAACCUGAAAGUUUUAAGUGGUUGAAAGUUUAGCCUCUAUAAUAACAUGCAUUUCCACAUGGGGAAGAAAAAAUGGCAUUAGGAUCCUUUUACAAUCAAUUACUGCAUUACUGUCCAGAGCCUUGAACUAGACUCCUAGCCUACCCGCCUGCAAAGCACCAGAACACGGCAACAAUUAUAUUUCCACGUUAACUCUUCAAAGGAAAUCAGAUAAUGACAGAAAACUAUUGUAUUAAAUUAUGUAGUCAGCGAUCGCAGGAUUUUCAGGCACUUGCCGAGCAUAGAGAGCCAGCCUGUGGCCUUUGUUAUGAUAUUAGCUGGACAUUAUAGUUGUAUUCCCUUCUCAUUCAGUAUUAGAAAAAGAUGAUCAUCAAUAAAAAUAUAUCAUGGCCAUUAAAAAACAUAACAGCAUAGUGCUCUAUUUAGGGAUCGACCGAUAUUGAUUUUUUUUUUUUUUAGAGCCGAGACUGAUAAUCUGUUAACUUUCAGGCCGAUAGCCGAUAACUUGCCAAUAUUCUGUACAUUUACCAUUUUGAAAAAAUAAACUAUUUCUUAAGGUAAAUGCACAAAAUAUGCAUGCCACAUGUAGUGGAUGCAGUGUGUUUAGACAGGGGAGCUGUGUGUGUUUGUCUGGUUGAUGCAGUGUGUAGUGUGUGUGUAUGUAAUGAAUGCAGGGUGUGUUUGUGUAGUGUGUAUAGUGAAUGCAGGGUGUGUUUGUGUAGUGUGUAUAGUGAAUGCAGUGAGUGUUUGUGUAGCGUGCGUAUAGUGAGUACAGUGCGUUUUGUGUAGUGUGCGUAAAGGCAAUGCAGUGUGUUUGUGUAGUGUGUGUAUGAUGCAGUGUGUGUAUAUAAUAAAUGGAGUGUGUAUUUGUGUAGUGUGUGUAUAAUGCAGAGCGUGUGUGUUUGUAUAGUGUUUGUAUAUAAUGCAGAGUGUGUGUGUAUUUCUGAAGGGAUGUAUUUUGUGUAAAAUUAUUUUAGUUUUAAUAUUUAUGUUUUAUUUUAUUUUUUUGUCCCCCUGCUUGUUACCUGGCAUGUGAGGGGGGCUAUGGCAUUCCCUGGUGGUCCAGUGGCAUGUACUGAGCAGUGGGGGAGCCCACAGAAAGCUGUUACUUUCCUUCCCUUCAGCUCUCUGUGUAAAUCUCGCGGUCUGCGUGGCAACGCAACUGGCGGCCCUGGGACUCGCGAGAAUUAUACAUGGAGCUGCUGGGAGGUAACUAAGCACUUACUUAGCCCCUUAAGGACCAAGCUUCUGGAAUAAAAGGGAAUCAUGACAUGUCACACAUGUCAUGCGUCCUUAAGGGGUUAAGGUCCUAGGAGGUAUUAUCGGCAAUAUAGGUAUCUAUAUUGGCCGAUACCGAUAUUGCCAAAAAUAACGAAUAUCUGCCGAUAAUAUCGUUAAAGCCGAUAAUCGGUCGAUCUCUAGCUCUAUUCCACAGCCAACUCAAUAUUGUAUUAUAAUGUGUAAACAAAAUGUACUUUCUUAAUCUUAUAAAUGCUUAGAAUUUUAUGUUGUGAUUCCAGUUCUAACAUGCUUCAGAAUUAUUCAUGUGAAUGUUUUGUAUACAAUAUUUGAGUAUGGCUUUGUUUUGUUUAACCAGGUCCUACAGUAACAAUUAAGCAAGAAUUUGAUCCUUUACAUCAAAUUAAGCAAGAAGAAACCAGAGGGUAUCCUGAUAUAAGUAAGUUUUUUUAUUUUUUUUAAUAGAUUUAUUUUUUGUGUAAAAAUUAAAUAGCAUUGUGGCAUUUAUAGGUUCUUUUAGGUAUAUCUAUUUUUAUAUGUAUUAUAUAUAGGUAUAUAUAACAAAAGAGAUAUGUGGGAAAGAGACAGCGCUAGUUAACUGACAGGCAGCAACCUUAAAAAGGGAAACCCUCCAAACCCUUUUAAAACAAGACGGAUAAAACAAUAGUAAAAAGGCUGCGCCACAGGAAGGCUAAAAUAAGUUCGAUAAAUGAAAAAGUCCAACUUAAGUGUCCUUGCGAAUAGUCUUUCUCACAAAAAGUGCAGUGUUGAAGUCUUCAUAAACUGUAUUAGUUCCACUUACAUAGAAGACAAAAAAGAGAGAGAGAGGGACGACCAAUAGUGUAGUAUUGUAUAAUUCCAGUGGUGACGUAUUAGAAAAAUAAUAGAUGAGAACUCACAUUUAAUAGAGCUUAUGUCCAGCUCUAGGGUAAAAGCGCAUACAGCGGUAUGAUCCCCGCUUGUAGGAUAUGUCGUGGGUAUCUCUCCGUCAGUGGUGUCCAACUCUCAAAUAAGGAAAAAAGAGACAGCCGAUAGUGCUCACUGUAUAGUAGUCUUAAUAUAGGUAGAUAAAAACGUACUUACAAAAGAGGAGCAGACCAACUGCUCUUAUGUGACAGCAUGGGUGGAUUGAUCCCCACCUCUGGAUUUCUUGGAGUGCAGGAGACUUCCGAAGUGGUUGUUGGUAUAUAAUAGUACAUAGAAUACUAAAAAAUAUACUAAAAAAAUACUAAAAAGCCAGGGUUAAAAAGAAAGAAUAAUGUGUAUAUAAAACUAGAAAAAAAGAAUAAUUGGAACAAAUAAAUGACCAAUAAUUACUUUAAUAUUAAAAUACACAGUAUAAAAUAUCAUAUAUCCAUAACGCGUUUCGUCAAUAGACUUUAUCAAAUGGAAUUCCAUUUGAUAAAGUCUAUUGACGAAACGCGUUAUGGAUAUAUGAUAUUUUAUACUGUGUAUUUUAAUAUUAAAGUAAUUAUUGGUCAUUUAUUUGUUCCAAUUAUUCUUUUUUUCUAGUUUUAUAUUCACAUUAUUCUUUCUUUUUAACCCUGGCUUUUUAGUAUUUUUUUAGUAUAUUUUUUAGUAUUCUAUGUACUAUUAUAUACCAACAACCACUUCGGAAGUCUCCUGCACUCCAAGAAAUCCAGAGGUGGGGAUCAAUCCACCCAUGCUGUCACAUAAGAGCAGUUGGUCUGCUCCUCUUUUGUAAGUACGUUUUUAUCUACCUAUAUUAAGACUACUAUACAGUGAGCACUAUCGGCUGUCUCUUUUUUCCUUAUUUGAGAGUUGGACACCACUGACGGAGAGAUACCCACGACAUAUCCUACAAGCGGGGAUCAUACCGCUGUAUGCGCUUUUACCCUAGAGCUGGACAUAAGCUCUAUUAAAUGUGAGUUCUCAUCUAUUAUUUUUCUAAUACGUCACCACUGGAAUUAUACAAUACUACACUAUUGGUCGUCCCUCUCUCUCUCUUUUUUGUCUUCUAUGUAAGUGGAACUAAUACAGUUUAUGAAGACUUCCACACUGCACUUUUUGUGAUAAAGACUAUUCGCAAGGACACUUAAGUUGGACUUUUUCAUUUAUCGAACUUAUUUUAGCCUUCCUGUGGCGCAGCCUUUUUACUAUUGUUUUAUAUAUAACAAAAACACGGUCCUGCACUCACUCCUCACUUUACUUGCCAAGAUGCUCCUCCAGCUUUUAAACAAUACAUACACUCACAGGUCUUUUUAAUUAGCAAACUGUAUUCACCAAUGUUCCGUAUCUUUACAGUAUCAUCAACGUUUCAAUCCUCAUCUGGACUUUCAUCAAGAUAACUGUAACAAACAUAGGGGAAGCAAAAUAUAGGCACAACCAGCCUAUUUAUUGGUUAACGUUACAGUUAUCCUGAUUAAAGUCCGAUUUAGGAUUGAAACGUUGAUAAUACUCCAAAGUUACUGAACAUUGGUGAAUAACGUUUGCAAAUUAAGACGAUCAUUGAGUGCCCUUCUUCGAGGGGAAAAAAGACUUUGUCUGUGGAGGCUCUCAUGAGAUCACAUGUAGACAUUAGUGUUGUACUCUCACACAUGCUGCCUGAUUUAUUAAAAAAAAUAAAAAUGGAUGUCUGAAUACUCAUAACUUAUAUUUUUCUGCUGAUUACGUUAGUUCCUGUUGUGGUGAAAGAGGAGGAGGGAGAACCCAUGGAAGAAAUAUCAACCACAGUCAGUUCUGCUGCAGGUAAGUGGCUUAAUGUUGUCUAUUCUGUGGAAUGCAUGUCUUAAAAUGGAAAUAUUAAUAUAAAAUCAUUAAUUUGUUCACUCUGCGCUAAAUAACUUAGAAACAUAGAAUGUGACGGCAGAAAAGAACCAUUCGGCUCAUCUAGUCUGCCCAGUUUUCUAAAUACUUUCAUUAGUCCCUGGCCUUAUCUUAUAGUUAGGAUAGCCUUAUGCCUAUCCAACUUCCCAAACAGAUUACAACUAUUCAGGUGUUCAUCUGACUUUAAAGGAACGCUCCAGGCACCAUAAUCACUACAGUAUGCUGCAGUGUUUAUUUAAUUUAUAAAAACCGUGAUGUCAAAGGGUGAGGAUUUUGUUCUAUAUUAUGAAAACCCAACUUUUGUUACAAAUUUCACUUGAAUCUUGGCUUAAUUUCAGUAAAUAUAAUUUGAUCAAAUUGUUGCGAUCACUUUAGAGCCUUACAUUCAAUUCAACCCUACUUACCUAGUAUACCCUGAUAUCCAAAAAUCUGUCAUGUUGAUGUCCUAUUUGUCAGGGGUUAUUCCAUAUGAAACCAACAAAUAUUAUGUAAUUUUUAAAUAAUUUAUUUUUUUAUGUUGUCUUUUUUUUUUUUUAUUGUAUUGUAUAUUGUAGUGCUUUCUAUCACAUUUGCUAAGCAAAAACCUUAAAUUAUCUGCUGAGAUAAAGUCAGUACCUAUUGCAAUGACCAUAACUCUUUUUCUAUAAGAGUUAUACAGCUUCACAUGGUCUUUUUGGAAAGCUUACUGCCUGUUGUUAUGGCUUAUUUAAGGUCUGUGAUUGAGUUGUUGUUACUAUAAGCCUGUGUAAAUCUGAGUACAUGAUCCAGAAAUUUCCACAAAUGUAGAAUGUCAAAAUUAAGAAGGACUUCAUAUAACUACUUUUUCCUGGAUGGUGGUUGUUUGUAUGGCGGAAAAAAAAUCAGCUUGUUCCUCUCAUCAGUCCUUAUAUAAAAGAAAUGCUGGGAAUAAAACAUUUUGAAAAAAAUAAUUUUCAGUGACAAAAUAAAAUGUGGGACCAUUAGGUGGCCUUAGAAAAAAAAAAAAAAAAACCAGCAUCUUUUGUUUUGUUACUCCAAGUGAUGCAAAAGUUACAGGACUUGGCAAAAUGUAAUUUUAUAGAAAUAAUUAUUUUGUACAACCUCUCCUUUUGUUGAUUAAUUUCGUAUAAAUGUAGCCUUUUUGGCUUUUAAAAUGUUAGUUCAAUAAAAAUCCCUUCAUGACAAUUGCCAUACUUUGUACAUCACAGUCACUAAUGUUCUCACAAUGAGGCAGUAAUACAGCAAUGCUGUUUGGCUGGCCAUUCUGCUUAAUGACAACCUUUGUAAACCAAUCACAGUAAUGACAUGCCUUUGCUAUUCGCAAAUCCACUAAAAAUGUGGCUGGGGUGAGGAUUGAUUGGAGUUAGGGUUAUUUGGAAUUAGCAAGAGUUAGGAAUGGCCUCAAAGUGUAUGGUGACGCAGAUAGUGUCAUUUCAGCUAAUAGCUUCUCUAAUAAGCAAGCAAAGAUGCAUGUCAUUAAUUAGACUCUGUAAAUUCCCCCCAAAAAUCCAGUAAAGGUAUGCAUGUGGGAUGUUGCUCCUUUUCUUUCAGUGAAAUAACAUUUUUGGACAUUUUCAUACUGAAUGAAGGUCACUGACUUCCUGUAGGCUAGCCCCAGUGUGCUGCUUCGGGCUAAUGCUAUCCCAUAGUCCAGGCAGUGAUGGAUAGACUGUCAGCCUAUCACAGCUCAUAUAAACCGGUAUUGGGGUGGUUAUAGAAUCUGGAGUGUCCUGUAAAUUCAAUGUGUAAAAAAAAAAACUUGCCAUAUUUGACUGAACUUGGUGAAAUGGUCAAAGUGAAAACCCAAAGUUGUUUUUUUUUUUUUUUUUUUUAUAUAUAUGGAAUGCUAUGAGGGUGUUGAAUGCAGUAGGGUCUACUGAAUCAGUGAAAACUUAAAUUUACAUGUGUAAAAUUUCUUAAUACCAGUGUAGGAUUUUUACAGUAGUUGGACACAUGGUCUUUGAGAUUCCCAAUUAAAAUGAAGUGCGUGUGAAAAACAAAACUGAUUUGGCAGAGCUUGGUGAUAAAAUGGCUAAAUUCAUGGGAUAUCUACUUUCUGCACAUUGUAUACAAUGCCCUCCUAAUAUUGGUACCCUUGGUAAAAAUGAGCUAAGACGACUGUAAAAAAUGUCUUUAUUGGGGGGCGGGGCUUGACCAAGAUGGCGGACGGUCGCAACUUGCAGGAGCUCCCAAGCAAACUACUUGCCCAAGCAUCGAAUCGAGACUCCUGCCGCUCACUAUCUGACCCAAAAAGGGGCUUACCUAUCGCAGACGACGGAUGGAGUGUUCCGGUCCGAAAAACCGGGAUGCCGUCCACCAAAAGCCAUGCAGAGCGGUUGCGGCCUAGCGAGGGCUACGGGCGGGAGAGGCGGCCGAUCUCCUGUCCCCGAUCUCCUCACCCAGCAGGACCACACAGAGCCCCAUUCCCCCCCCUCUGGGCCGGGGGGGACAUCCCGGUCCAUACUCCACUACCUACAGAGUGGAUGGCCCCUAGCCAACGCAUCGGAACCACAGUAUAUAACCAGACGCACAAGAUGGCGGACUCACCCCCUUGCCACAGCCAAGCAAAGCGACUACACACACAAUGCAGACCGGUGUCCCAGGGUGGCCUAGAGGCAAAGCUCGAUGCUAUCCUGAGCGCCUUCUGGGCGAAGCUGGCGGCAAAAACAGCAAGUCCCCAACGGGAACCCCCAGCAAAAGACCAGAGGCAGGCAGCACGGAAGGGCCGCGGAUCACGAAGCGGCAUCCAAAGGUGUCCAGUACCCGCCACUAGUGGCAACCGCCUCCUUGGACCGGGAGCCACCAAGAGAACAGCUCGCCGGCAGCAACCAGGUAAACAGAGCAUGCCACCCACAACUACAAGCCACCAACUAGGGCGAUCAUCGCUGAUGAAGGGGAGGCCCCCACAGUGGCGAUCAAGCAAACGACGAGGUACAGCGACAUGCAAACUGACACAGAGGAAGGUGCAGAGAAUGACCAAAAUUGGACCCCCUGCAACCACCUGGUCUCACUGGCCCCCACAUGAGCUCAUGGCCCUGAGGGACUGCCUAGCAGAUUACCUGCACUUCCCGAUAUCAGGAGUCGGUUGAACAUGGACUGAACAUGCCCUUCCGUGCCUAAGUUACCAGACCCGCUAUACACCAACAGCAGCCACCUUACCUGAUUGGGCAAACUGUUAAGUGCUUUAACCCAUGGUUUUUACCUUGUUCUUUUCUAUAAUCAGAUGACCUAGCUAGCAUCUCAUAUUUUCCACUCUUUGUCGUUUGUAGAGUAUACUUCAUACUUCAGCACCCACCUAAGCUCAGCCUGUAACAUUCAGCUUCUCGCUCACUGACAAUACAGUAGUACUUGCGCACUUACUAAGCUAGUCUUAUAGUGUUUCACUACAAUAUGUUCACCCGUAUUGAGCUGGAUCACACAUACACUUUUAUUGGCUGAAGAGCUAAGGAGUUCCCCAUAUCUGCAGCUCUCGCACACGAUUUAUGUCUCCACUUUAACUCCUCAUACAGAUUCUUAUCCCCAAUAUUAUAAAAUUGUGCAUGUAUAACUUAAUACCCCAAGUGUAACAUGUGAUGUUUGCUUCGAGGAUUGCCGUUGGGGUACCUUGAAAUUGUAUGUUAUAAAUUUUUAUGCACGGCAAAAAAAAAAAAUUAAAAAAAAAAAAAAUGUCUUUAUUGUUUAACUUUAUGUUCAGAAAAUGUACAAAAAUGCUCUGCUCUGAUGGAUAUCAAACAAUUGCAAACACAAUACAGGUUUAUUAAAAAAACAAUAUAAGCUUUGUAAAUAUGUGUGGCACAAUUAUUGGCAACCCUAUGAAUUCAUAUGACAAAAAUAUAUGUGAAGUAUAUUCCCAUUGAUAUUUUACAUUGUUUAGUACACCUGGGUGACUUGGAACAGAAAAUUGUUCAACCAUGACUUCCUGUUUCACAUGGGUAUAAAUAUGAGGUGACAUGGGCCAAAUUCCCGUAGUCAUUCAUCACAAUGGGUGAGACCAAGGAAAAUAGCUGUGAUGUGCGGCAAAAGGUUGUUGAGUUUCGCAAAAUGUGAGUGGCUAUAAGAAAAUAGCAAAAUACCCAUUUCCACCCUUAGGGCAGUAAUUUAGAAGUUCCAGUCUACUGGAAGUGUUAUGAAUCAACCUGGAAGAGGACCUGUGUCUUUAUUGUCUCAACACACUGUGAAGAGGAGUUUUCCAGUGGCCAAAAAAAUCUACAAGGAUCACAGCUGGAGAAUUGCAGAAAUUCGUCUUUGGGUCAGAAGGUCUCCCAAUAUCCUCCUGAGACCCAGCCCAUUAACUUGUCCUCUGCACUGGACAUUCCGUUUACAUGCAUCUCCUUUUAUUCUUUUGAGCUACUAUAUCAAUCCCUGCUGUAUUGUAAAGAGGACACCAUGGGCUUUCCAGUGAUAUGUCAUGUAAUAGACUGGGAUGCUGGGAACUUCCUUUUCCUUUUUAUAAAAAAUGGAUGGCAUAGCAGCAAGCGCAUUUUAUGAAAAGAGGAGAGGUAAGUCAAAUAAUAUUUAUCUUUUGUUGUCUUUACCAUGAUAUUCAUAUACGUUCUUGUUUAUUAACAUGUCAGGAAUUAUAUAUGUUCUGAAAGCAGUUAAAUUAUUUGUGUUUAGAAAUAAUAGCCAUUUUACGGAUGUCAAUUAUAGUGAACGCCAAGGCCAUCUUAAUGACUCAACAUUGUUGUAGGAGACAGAACUGAAGCAAAGAGUAUCUCUGCCAGAUUGUUGAGGGUGAUUCAGAUUUGUAUCUGUCAGAUUAUGAGGAUGAGUUUGAACCUGGGAUAGAAGAUGAUGCAGGAGGCUCAGAUGAGCAGACAAAUACAGACACAGACAGGGAUGAGCAGGAAAGACGGCGUCCUCUGUGGGCCAGAAGUAGCUUGUAUGUUUUAUUUGGUUCCAGGAUAAUAUAUUCAGUUCCAGUAAUUAGCCACUAUUGAUGUUUAUGGUGACAAAAUAAAUUAUAUCUUUACAGUAAAUGGGUUAUUCCAUGUAAUGUAAUACCCAUAAUACAGACAUAUUACUAUGUAUCAUUGAUAUUUAUCAGUGAACCUUGAGGUUUGAUGAUUUCCAAAGUGGUGGUAUGAAAUAUAUGCAAAUUUCCUCCAGAAGGCAAUGUUUGUGCUUGUGAGCAUGGUCAAUAAGGGACCAUAUCACAUCCAUAACACUGGAAUUGUCCCAAUGAUGCACUACUUCCUGACUGCAUUUAAUCCAAAUAGAUGUGCGAGGUUUAUUAUUCCUGUUUCAUUUAUUGUUUUUUUUUCCCCAUUAUAAUACAGUCACACAUGUGAUACCUGGGCUUCCUGACUGUCAAGAUGACCCUACAACCCGUGCAGGUUGGAGUCCAAUUCAGUACUUUUCUCAGUACAUUGACAACAAACUUUUCCAAGAUUUAGCAGCAUUCACAAAUCAAAGAGAGAUGUCAACUAAAAGGAGUGUUUCGGAAUACUACUCCACAAGAAAUUAAGAUCAUCUUUGGCAUAUCCGUCCACAUGGCCUGCUUUGGCUAUCCCAGAAUUAACAUGUUUUGGGCCAAAAAAACAAAGGUGCCUGUCAUAAGCAGCAAACUGGCAAGGUAUAGGUUCUUCAAGCUGAGAAGUUCUCUCAAGAUUGUUGAUGACCUGGAUGUAUCGGAGGAAACAAAGGAGGCAGACAUUUCUUGGAGAGUCAGGCCAUUAGUUGACCGCAUGAGGCAAGGCUGUCUCAGCCUUCCGAAGUCUGAGAAGCUCUGCAUUGAUGAACAAAUUAUCCCUUUCACAGUCCAUUAUCCGGUCAGGCAAUAUGUUCCAUGCAAGCCAAACCCUACUGGCCUAAAGUUCUUUUUCCUUGCUUCUCCAAAUGGUAUGAUGCUAGAUUUUUAACUGUAUCAAGGGAAGAAUGCAUUCAGAGACUAAGCAUUGGGUGUUGCAGCAGCAGCAGUCCUACCCAUGGUUGAAUCUGUUCCCACAGGAACUCACUUAUUCUUCGACCGAUACUUCACAACAAUCGAUCUCUUGGAUGCAUUGCUGGCAAAGGGCCUUCCAGCAACUAAAACCAUAAUGAAGAACUGAGUCCCAAAGCCUUGCUAGCUGCCAGGAGAUAAGCAGUUGCAAAAAGAGGAGAGAGGAGCAUCAGUGUCAGUGGUCAGAAAGAGUCCUGAGCUGGCAAUGUCAAAAUGGUUUGAAAACAAACCAUUGCUGAUGGCUUCCACUGUAUAUGGGAAAGAUCCUGAAGAUAUCUGCACCAUAUGGUCUAACAAAGAAAAAGUCCAUGUCCAAGUGAGAAGACCAGCAGUAAUCAGACAGUACAAUGACAACAUGGGUGGUGUGGACCUAUGUGACCGCAAUCUGAGCUUUUAUCGCAUUUCAAACAUGACCAAGAAAUGGACAUCACAUGUCAUUACUCACUUCUUUGAUGUUGCCAUCACAAACUCCUGGAUCCAAAACAAGUCUGACAGCAAAGCGCUUAACCGACCAGCAAAGAGCACUCAACAGUACCUGGACUUCAAAUUGCACCUGGCUGAAGAACUGUUGGAUAAUCCAGUACUUUAUGACAAUAGUGAAGACCGUGAAGAAGAGUAUGAGCCACCAACCAAAAUGAGGUUUAUCACAAUCAGAUUUAUCUGUGUGUAGAGUAGGAGCCCUGCACAUGCCAGAGUUGGUGGAUGUCAAGCAUGCAGAAAGAUGCAGACAUAAGGGCUGCAAAUGCACGACAUACAUGAGGUGUACCAAAUGCAAGAUGUUUCUCUGCAUUACCAUAAAGAGAAAAUGCUUCCAGGGUUAUCACAGCAAAAAAAAAAAAAAAAUGCUAAAGAAGGAACGAGACUGGUUUAGAUUUGACAAAUAACUAAAUCACAAUAAAAAUAAAUAUAUAUGUUCUAUAUAAACUCUAGGGGACCCAUCAAACGAAUAUAUAACGAGAAUGUGUUCGGUUUAAACCCUCGGUCAGGCACAAUGUGAGUAAGAACAGGAUCGGGCGCAUUGUGCGUAAUAGGCCACUAUUACAAAAACUUUUUACUCAAAUAAAAACAUGUUUAUUAUUCCAUUUGCGCUACAACAUUGGCAAAAGCAAUUUCUGAGCAUUUAUUACAAUAAAAAGUAGCAUGUUCCAUACAUAAUGCACGUUUACACUUGCUGCACUCAUAUCUUGAUAAGCCAUGUCGUCCGCUAUCCGUAGUGCAUGUAAUGCACCAUCUUCUCUUGCUAGGCGUUUCCAAAGUUUCCUCUUUAUUGUCUUUUGCAUUUUCACAAUUACGAAAUCAUUUCAGUUUUGAUUGAAUAUGCAGUGGAAUGCCAAUUGUUUUUUCACUUCUUCUUUGAAGCUCAUCUAACAUAAGUUCGUGAGAAAGCUGCUUCAGAAAUAGACGCCUCUUUAUUGGUUUCAAAUUAUUUCCCAGAUAAAUUAUCUGCUUAUUUAUGCCAGCAACAUUCAACAUGGUGAAGAAUAUAUUCAUAGGCCAACGUUUUAUUGUCCUUGCAUGCUGAAUGUAGCACACAUUUUGUCAACAUUGUCUACUCCUCCCUUUGUGGAAUUGUAAAAUGUAAUUAUCGAUGGUUUCUUUUUCUCGCCUGUUUCUGAAUCAAGAGAUUUAUUGUGAUGAAAGCUGGACACAAGGAUAACAGUUUUGUUCUUCUUUGGUACGUAUGAUACUAAUGUAGUAAAGUGAUUGAAUCCAAAGCUACUUGAAUACACAUCCCUAGAUUUCGUUGUGACAAAUUCAGGUGGCAGCUCUCUUUUGUUUUUCUUUACUCUGCCAACGUAGGAAAGUUUCAACUCUUUCAGUUCUUCCACUAAAUCCAGGGCAGUGAAUCAAUUGUCUGCUGUCAGGUUGCGACCUGAUCCACGUAAUGGUGCAAUCAUUCUCUUCACUACAUCUGUUGGCUUAUUGCUGAAGUCAAAUGGUCCAUCGGGUUGCUUCCCAGCAUAAAUUUCCAAAUUAUAGGUAUAAAACAUUUUAGAGUCAACAAGUGAGUAUAUUUUGAUAUCAUAUUUUGCUGGUUUUGAUGGAAUGUAUUGUUUAAAUGUGCAUCUUCCUCUAAAACCUGCGAGCAUUUCAUCUAUUGUUACAAAUUCGCUAAAAGAGUAACAUUUUUGAAAAUUUUUGUAACAAAUUACUUAAAAAUUUCUGGUAUUGGUGCAAGUUUAUCAAUAAGCUUUUCUUUCAUCUCGGGUAUUUCUAUCGUCAAAUCUUAAACAACCCAUCAAAAAUUUAAAUCAUUUCAGGUUCAUCACCAUACCAAACUUUUCUACCCCAUCACCAUUGGUUCCCCAUAGGUCUUCAAGGCUUUGACGAUUCGCUCUAUAAGCUCCAGCCAAAUAUAAUAUACCUAUGAACGCUUUUAUUUCAAUGUCAUUAGUAAGUUUGGCGUCUCGUUUGCGUCCAUAUUUAUGUUUGAUAAUAUUUAUAUAUUGGUUAGUAUAUUUUACAAUGAUAUCUAGAAUAUCUCCAGUGAAUAAGUAUUUCCAACAGUCAUCUGGAGAUUUCGAUAACUUUGUGGGGCCUAUAACACCUGGUAAGUGCUUCAACAAAUUAUGAGGCGCGGUGCGAUUUUUCUUGUUGGGAAUAUCUUGAUACCUUUUACAGGACUUGUCUUUUCCGAGAAAAUAUGAAGCGUUAUCUGUGCUGUCGUCAAUGCUGAAUUCAUCGUUUUGUUCUGAUUCAGAACUCUCAAUGCGUGCCUCCAUGUUAUUUUCAGUCACGCUAUCAUCGCUUUCAUCUGCAUCUUCAAAAAUAUUUUCUUCAUCCUCUAGCAUUUUCAUCAUAUCUGCUACAUCAUUCGGAUUAUUGAAAUGGAAAAUUUUCUUUGAGUUGUCCAUUUUUAUUUCUACAAAGAAAUAACAAAAAUAGCAUCAUCGGGCGCAAUGUGCCUGAGAGGAACAUCGUGCGUCAUUAUGGAGUUGAACAUUACAACAUUGAAAAACAAUCAGGUAUGGCAUUAAUAUGCUUGAAUUAAUUAGAAAAAUUACUUACCAAUGUAAUUAUAGACAUAUAAUGGUUAUACUGAGACACAAAGUGCUGCGACUCACACACACAACGUUCAAAUGCAUACUGCGCAUUAUAGGUUGCUGCAGAAUGUAAAAACAAGCUACUGAGGCGGCCGGGCGGUAACGAGCGCUCACUUUGGUAGGACAAAACAACAAACAUUGGCUGUGCCUGUUGGAUCAGUUGCGCCUGACCGGAGGUUAAUAGAAGAUAUAGUACCAUCCUUGCAACCAACAAGCAAGUGAAACAAUCCAGAAUGAUAAAUAAUUUAGUUUUUAAAUCCAGUUGAAUGUAUUGCUGGUUUAAUAUCACUCUACAGCCAUAAUCUGUUGUUUUUUGUUUUUUUUUAAGUUUAGCUGUCUUUUCACACUAAAAUGUGGUCCGUAGCGGACAUGCUGUCAAAUUAAAAAGAAAAAUACAUUUUAAAAAAGUCUAAAUUGUAAGAUUUUUUUUUUUUUUAAAUCCCUUUAAAUAGGUAGAAAAUCACAAAAAAAAAAAAAAAAUACAAAUUUUAUAGACAAUUUCUUUUCCUCGGUUCCCAGUAGGAUAUUACAAUCUGACAUUGCCAAAAGUUGUUUUGAAGUGUUUCAAGAAAAAAGCCUCUAAUCUCAUCCAAAAGUAUACUGAAGCGUCUUCAUUUUAGCAGACACUACUGGAACUUCAAAUGGGACUGGGUUCUAUGGUCAGAUGAAACAAAAAUAGAGCUUUUUGGCAAUAAACACCAAAGUGGGUUUGACGCACACAGAGGAAGCCGUGUGGAAGCAUUCCUGCCAUGGCUAUCCCAAUACCCUGACUUCAACCCCAUAGAAAACCUGUGUUGUGCACUGAAGAUUAGAGUCCACCAGCAUUGACCUCGGACUUUGAAGAAUCUAGAAAAAUUCUGUAUGGAGGAAUGGUCUCAGAUCCCUUGCCAUGUAUUCUCCAACCUCUUCAGGCAUUGUAUAAGAAGACUCAGAGCCGUUGCUUUGGCAAAUGGAGCUAGCCCAAAGUACUGAAUAAAAGGGUGCAGAUAAUUGUGCCACACAUAUAUUUAACUAAGAUUUUUUUUUUUUUUCAACCCAUGUUGUGUUUGCUAUCCAUCAGAGCAGAGUAUUUGUGUAUUUUCUUUAACAAAAGAUCAAAAGUUUAAACCACAAAGGCAGUUUUUCACAGCCUUCCUUGCUCAUAUUUAUCAACGGUGCCAAUAUUCGUUUAGGACAAUCUACUUUUGUGUAGAGGUUUUGUACUUUGUGACUACUAUCAAUUGCAUUAUCUCAGCAGACCAACCUUUGCAAUGUUUUACCUUUUAACCCGUAAUUCACUCUUUGCAAUAUUUGCCAUGCAACUUCCAAAAAGUAAUUGAUCCUGGACAUAUGAGACAUUUUAACCAUGAAGACUAAUAAUAAUUUGGUUUGUUGCGCUAGUCGUGUAGAAAUCAUGCAAAACUAUGGGAAAAAAUUUUGAUUGUUUUUUUAAAUAUUCAUAUGUAAUGUUGUUUUAUGCAUACUUAUAUGUAAUCAAAAGAAAGCCCUAACUCUCCUUUCAAAAACAAGUCAUAAUUUGUAUGGGUGAACUUGAAGAGAAAGCUUUACAUUACGGUGGAACAAACACACCGCAAAAUUGCCAAAAAGGCCUCGGCCACAGAUGCACAGAAUUUUGGAAAUGGCUGUUAGGAAGGGAUUAAUAGCUAUAUGUGUAAACGUUCUACGUUUGUUAGCAAGUGCACUUCGCAAUCAGCAGGUUUGUGCGUGUUGCAAUACACAUGCCUAACCUAACGAAGCAUGAAUUUCCAACAGCCAGCAGGCUUGAAUGUGUUUUAUCUCAUUCUUGCCUCUCAGUCAGGAAAAUAGACUGGAUCAUUUAUGAGUGUGACUCCCGCAUGAUAUCUGAUGUCUUCUCUGUUAGGUAUUUUACAUAAAUGGUUUCAAACAGGACUGUAAGACAUAAAGCUAUGAUUAUGGCAGCCUAGAUUGAUGCAGAGAGCUGGCUGGGGAGUUUAAAGAACUCCACUUCCUUCCAGAACUGUGGCUUCCCACGGUUAAUCUUGUAGCAUGACGAAGAUCUCUAUGCAGUACUGUUUUGGGUCCUGAUUUAUCUUACUUUCUUCUUUAGCUAUAGGGUUGCAAUCUGUAUGUCUGAAACUAUGCACGUUUCACUAUAUUAUUAAAAAACAAAACUCCCCCAUGAUAUAGUGUGAUUCUAUGGCUUUGCCCUGUCUUAUCAGAUCUCUGUAUUUUAAAUCAAUACGUUUGUCAUCUUUAUGAUAUAAGGCUAUAAAAAUUACAAAAAUAAGACAAUCAAAACAAAACACAGAAACCUCAAAAUACAUGCUUACUGACAUUGUAUGCACACACCAACAUGCUCGCACUAACAGUGCAUGCACACAGGAACACAAUUAGCCACAUAAAGGCUAUUUAAUGACUUUUUGACAGUUAUCAUAUUACGUGAAGUCCUUCGUACCCACUUUUUACCUGCUUGUGCUUGUGUGUACAUACAUUUUAUUUGUUCAGCCUUCUAUUCUUACUUCACUACAAUUCAGCUGUCUAUAACAAAUGAGAGUAAGUAAAGCAGUGGUACUCCCUGAGUAGUGAGUGAUGUUCAGGGAAAAUUUUGUGCAUUCUGUUCUUGUGUAUCUGUUUGAAAGAUACAAGUAAUUCCACUGAUGAGCAAAAAGGUUUCCUAAUCUUACGUUUAGGGUGCGAGUACUUAAAAUGGACACUAUAGGCACCCAGACCACUUCUGUUAUUGCGCGAGGGAAGGGGACACUAUAGGAUAAUAUAUACAGCUUUGUAUUCCUGGUAUGAUAGUAUCCCUCUAAACACAUAUUUUCCAAGUUAUGAAAAAUCUAAUAGUACAUUUUCAUAAAUGUAAUGAAAAAAUUACAAAGAAAUCUCUUCAUGAGAGAACCCAGCUUUUUGUUUUUUGUGUAAACUGAAAUGUUGACCUAAAUUCAAGUGGAAAAAUAAAUUCUAUUUAAAAACAACUUACAUGUAAUCCGGUGCAGAGGUAGUCUCCUUGCAGCACCUUCUUCUCUUGGUGAGAUCUUGAAGGCUGAUGAUCUCUGGUCCAGUCAGAGGCUUCUGAUAGAGAAGAAUGGUAGACCUAUGACUUGUGCACGGCAAUCACACGUUUUGCAAGCCUGAUGCUUCUCAUAGAGAAGCUUUAGCGUCAUUUGGCAUCAAGCUUUAUAUGAUGAUAGUAAACAUGCUGACCCUGAAAUCGAGGGUGUUUUUUGUACCAAAAACAAAACACUGCAACACACACCACAGCAAUGAGAAAGCAAGUAAUGUUUACUGUUCUCUCUAAGAACACGGCUAUAGUGUCUGUCAGACAGACUGGCAUUAGAUACAUAUGCUCCUUUAUGUUAAGAUUUUUUAUUUAUUUUUUGCCUUCUUUAGGAUUACCUUACUAACAGGUAUAUAUGUUCAACUUGUCUUGUUGCAAUUAUACAUUUGUCAACCUAUGCUGUACAUCACUGCAGAAUAUGUUGGUGCCUUAUAAACAAUAAUAAUAUAAAGAGUUAUACUUGAUGAUAUUUUCCAGCUGUUUAUUUAUCUAUUUAUUUAUUUGUUACUACAGUUAAUAGAUGUUGUAAUCCUUACAUUUGUUGUCAUGUACAGUUUGUUUCUUAUUACAAAAUGGUGCAGGUGAAUGCAAGUUUAUCUACUUCUAUAUUCUUGCGUAUAUGCGUCAAUUUUCCUAGGUUUAUUGCAGUUGUUGAAAUAUAUAGUUGCACUUGGGUGUAUCUGAACACAAGGCUUGUAUUUUAUAAAGUAACAUAUGUCAAAGAGUUAGCUAAAUGUUCAAUUCUAAUUGAAUAUUUUCUAUCGAAUCGUUCAUUGUAUGGAAUAAUCAAUACUUUAAUGUAGGAAAUGUAUGCAAAAUGACCUCCUGUAUGCCAUGAUGUUUAAAGCGGCAUCAUUGACACAUGUCAAGCACCUAAAGACUUCGGUGGAGACUCUUUAUGUUGCAUACCUGUAGCUGUUCAGUAUCACAGUGAAGAGCUUUAUUUAUGUUACUGGGAUCUGAAUCAACACAUUUAAAGCUUAGUUGUUAAAAGAUCACUCCAAACACCAAAAUCACUACAGCCUGCUGUAGUGAUUAUGGUGCCAGUAAUGCUGUGACUCCCUACUUGAGUAAGUAGUCGAACCCUGCUUCCAGAUUCCACUACAAGGCCAAGCAGGGCUGCUCUCAAUGACUGAGAGUGUCAGCCAAUGACCGUGGCCCUGUAUUUUGUCAAUCCUAACUAGGGGGGGACAUCUGGCAGGAGAAGCCAGAUACGGAUUGUGCAACCAGAGGAUCCAGGUAAACUGUCAAACUUAAAUGGUUUGACUUCUUACUCUUGGGCGCCAGGACAAUCCUAAAGCCAUACGCAUUGCAGCAGGCUGCAGUGGUAAUGGUGCUUGGGGUGUUCCAAAAUAUAUAUAUUUUGGGGACAAUGUAAAUGUGUUUUUGGAAUUCGACUUCAUUUCAAAAAAGUCUACAAGCUCUCUGAAACAUCCACACCGAGUUACGACUGAUCUUGCUUUCACACACUUCAAACACUAAAGCUAAUUAAUUUAUUCCAUUUUAAUAUUUUGUACUGCAGUAGUGCCUACAAAGAAAAAAACUAGCAGAAGAGAGGCUGAAGAAGCAAGACUGGUUAGUUGUGUUUUUUUUCUCUCCUGUAUUUAAUAUGUAGAUAAAACAAAAUAUACACAUAGGGAUUUUUGAGUACAAUUUUAUUUGAUUCAGAAUUAAAAACAAAAUAAAUUCUGGCUUCUUUAAAAAUUCUAAUACAUUUGUCUUAAAGUACUGACAAUUGUGAGUCUGUGACAUUCCAUCUUCACUUAACCUAGUAAAAGCCGUUGGAAUGUUUACUGAAAGCACUUCCAUGUUCUUACUGUGACAUUCCUAUUCUAUAAUUUACAGUACAGAAUAUAUUCUCAUUAUGCUCAAUGUAAGAUGGGCAUGUUGAUGCACUCUGAUUCUGUGUGUAUUCAUGACUUCUAUGCAUGGCACUCUGGCAUACGUGCGAUCUCAAUGAUAUGCCAGGCUGUAAUGUCAAUUCAAAGUUUUGAGGAAAAAUAACUACAGAUUUAUGCAAAAUUUAAGAAGUAACCGUUAAUUUCUGUGAAAGGCUUGUCCAGUUUUUCUGCAGGAAAGCCCUCCUCACUCCCCCCGGUUAUGUUAGUCAUCACUUAAAGACAACCAACAUCAUAAGCAUUAGCUGCUAUGCGGAUGCACUGUUUAUGCGCAAGAAGAUUCCUCUGACAUCAGAAGUCAUGCAGGAUCUUUUGUAGAGAACCAUUAUGUUUUUUUGCUAGGAAGUACUCAUAUACUUUCCCCAUAGAAGCUACAAAAACCAUGCAUGGUUACUUUAAUCUGGUAUUCCACCAUUAAGUAUAUCUAUCCUGACUUAUAAUAGUGCACAUAAAACAAGGUAUGUGUUCACAAAUCAAAAAGUGCAAUUAGUGCAAAUAAGAUGUUAGCAGACAGAAAUUUCCCUGUACAAGGUGAAGCUUCCAAAGGUACCCGGAAGACUUCCUCCUGUCUUCCACAAAAUAUAUAUGCAAAAAAUAGGGGAUUAUCUGCUAAACCAAUAAAAAAAAAAAAACAAGACAUAGCAUAUAACUGUGUGGAUAAUGAGCCACAAAUGUUGUAUUCCCAAAUGGCCAAUCGAGUAUGUAAUAAAAAAGCAAUUUAUUCACUUACAUAGGAGUUAAAAACAAUGCGUGUAGUUGCCUAGAAUCACCACCAGGCGUCCUACGCGUUUCGCCCGUGUUAAGGACUUCCUCAGGGACUUUAGCUAUAUUAAAUAAUCCUGAAUGAAUAUAAUUCCCCCUCCCCGGUCCUUGUAUACCGCCCCAAACGUCCAUAAAUGUCCAAUAUUUUGUUUUAGGUGUUUUUCCGGUUUCGUCCGAGCAUUGUGACGUCAUCACACACAGUGUCCGAUGAUGUCAUGCAUCCACGGUCGAAACCCGGAAGUAGCUGGAACUUGCUGUUCGUUUUAGUGUUCUUUACAUAUGACAUGCUCAGUCAAUGUGGAGGAUACAAAAGAGGGGAAUAAGGGACAAAGGGGAAUGGGGGAUUAGGUAUCUCUGAUUGGCACUGAUAAAAUAUAGAGAAAAGUAAUAACAAAGAAAUAUAAAUAACUAAUAAUAAUAAUGAAAAUAAUCACAAAAAUAAAUAAAAUAAAAAUACUGAAAUAAAGAAGAAAUAUGAUAUAAAAAUAAAUAAUAAAGAGAAAAUAAAAUGUAAAAAAUAAUAAAUAAUUAUAUUACGUGCAAUUUAUGUGGAUAGAAUUAAAAUCACAAUGAAUAUAGGAAGGGACAGGGACUUGUGUACAAACUAUUGCACUGUUCCCAUCUAAUGGUUUAAUACAAAGUGCAAGAGAAGAGGCUUAACAUAUAGAAAAGGAAAAAAAUCUUUUAUUUUAGAUAGGGGCAAAUAAAAAAGAACUGACUGACUUAUAAUAGUCCUGGGCUACAAAUAUACUUCAGGUGACCAUUUAAUUUUUUUAAUGCACCUUGUUAUGGGUAUCACCAUAUCAAAAUACACAUAUCUUUAAAUUGAAUAUGACGUGCUCAUAAACAUUUUAUUUUUUUAUUUUUGUUAACAAUUGGUAAACCCAAUUUCUAAAACAUUAUAGCCAGAAUUUUGACUAGAACUGUGUAUUAAAAAGUGAUUGCAACAUACAAAUAGAAAUAAUGUUUAACCAAGGCAUUAGAUACACUCACACAGCAGUUUUCAUAAAUGGGGCAUUUCUAAAACUUAGCCAUGCCACUCAAUUUAUUAUUGGAGGUUUUUAAAAAAAGGAAAAAAUAAAAUAAAAAAUUUAAUAAAACAUUUUAUUUAGUAAUUUAUUUUUACUCUGCGCUCACUACAGAUAGCAUUGUACUUCGAAGAACGUCAUAAACGACCGAUUCCAGAAUAUUUCCUGGACGUUCUUGCGUGGGAUCCAAUAAAAACAGCUGAUGACUGUGUGCCAGCUCCACCAGCAGUCAGAGUUGGGCAUGUACGUUGGUGUACCUGUGGUCUUUGCAUUUCCUUACCAACUGAUGAAGAAUGCAUUUGUUGUCGAGAUAUUAUAAACGUUCGGAAGCUGCUUUUGGAAGACUCCGAGUGUAUAUGUGAAAUUGAAUAUCUAAGAAAAGACUUGGUUUCAAGAGAACAUCUGACUGCACUCUACCGUUAUGGUUUAAGUUUUAGCAAGAAGCGCUUCAAGGCUAUAGAGCGUGAAAGGUGAGUUGCAAAUUUUAUGUAUUAUCAGUUUAAACGUGAAAAUCUUCACCAGGAUAAUCUCAGCUUGUAAUGUACCCUACCAUAACAUUUUCUAGUAAUGUGUUUUGGUUUUUAGUUUUGUCCAGAAAUAAAUUUACGCAUUAUCAUUGUGGGUUUUUUUUCCUACAUUAUUAGUUGCACUAGAAGAAACCUGCCAAUGCAGGAUUAUUUGGUGGUGCUAUCUUAAAUUAAUUUGUAUUGUCAGAAAUUUAAGAGCAGAAACAUGGACAUGUUUGUAAUAGAUGGUCAGUAGUAUAUAACGCAGUCCUCAAUUUUAAUAUUUUUUGACUACACUUAAAAAAAAAAUAUCCUUUAUAAAUGUAUUAAGAUGUCAAAAAAUGUAAUACGUUCAGAAAUGUACCCCAAAAUAUUGCAAGUAUUGAAUUAGAACAGUUUUACAUUCCUUUGUGUGAACUCAACAUGUCUCAUGUUUGUUGUUUUUAUUUUUUAUUCUCUUUAGUGAUUACAGGAUAACUGCCUACAGAGCUUUCACUAUGUGGGUACAUGGCUACAUGGGACGUAAUGUUAAAAGGCGUCCCAUUCCGUCAUGUGUAGUAAGACGAAUACGAGACAACUUUCCAGCACCCGAUAAAAAUUACGUUGGCUUCUGUCCUGUUUCAGCUGAUCCCUAUGCAGCAUAUAUGUGUGAUCUGUAGUUAUCUUUCUAAUAAAAUGUUACAACGAAAUGUUAGACUAUUUUGUCUGUCUUUGUUUCUUUGAACCUUUGUCAACUACAAUUACAAACACCCACAUUCGUAAACAUUGAGAUCAAAUAGUACACUAGAACCAAUGUUUUUCUUUCAGGAAUAAUGUAUAAAAAAAGGUUUAGGUUGCUAUUGAUCUAUAAAACCCCCACCUUUAAAAUACAGGUGUUGUGGGUUGUGUUCCUCAAAUACUUAGCCAUCCAUUUGACAGAGCUUUAUGGGAAAUCCACAGCAAUUGUAGUAGAUACAAAUGUUAGGGUCUAAUUGUUGUCGGUUGAUGAAGUUGCAACAUUUUUUCAAUUGUUGAAUACAUGUUAUGACUUGCUUGUGAUAUCAGUUUACUGGUUUAGACUUGGCACCUUUUAAAUUACACUUUGCAGUCCCAGUACCAUGAAACGUACAAAUGCAUAUUUGAAAUGCUAAAUUUUACAUGUUUUAAAGUUAAGUGUGGCUUGGUUAUAGGGUUGCACCCCACCAGAUAAAAGCUGCAAACCUAUUGUAAUUAUUGAUUUCAAAAAUAAAAUGGUGACAAUAUAACUCGAAGAGUGAAUUUAUUAUGAAAACUGUUUGUAUAUCUCUGUAACCGUUGCAUUAUGCCCACCUUCUCCUCUUUCUCUAGAGUAGGGCUGUCCAACCUCAGGUAAUUCAAGGGCCGCAUGCAGUUAUAGAUUCUUUACAUGCUACCUUAUUAUGGCAUACCUUGGUAGAUAUUAAGUCUGCUUAUAUAGGUGUAGCAGCUAUAGCCAUACAAGAUAAAAUCUAUUUAGUAAAGAAGAAUUGUCGCUUUGGAGAUAAUGGACCAGGGCUGUGGUGGCAUCCCAUGUAAAAAUUGUGGUGAUGGGUGCAGUGUGUGAGUGUGUUGGAUGUUAUAGGGCCUAAAUAUUGUGGAGGGUUGGGAGCCAAUAUGCAUUUAUAGUUUUUAAUUUAAAAAUAAAUAAAUUUUUAUUUAAAACUUUGCCCCUCCUCCCUUUGUCUUACCCUUUUCUCAGGGUGGAGGGACAUUGCAAGCCCUGGUGGUCUUAUGGUAUUCAAUAUCUUUGCCUGCGAUGAUUUAUUAUUGGCAGACAGCCAGGAUUUACAUUGCUAUCUGUGUGCUAUUGGGUAUACCAAGGUCUAUGCUCAUUUUUUUUCCCCUAUCCCGCAUUGUCAGUCUGUUUCUAAAACUGAUGUGUGAUGACACUCAUUCUCAUAUGCUGUGGGAUGUUUGUACUUGGAUACCAGAAGAAGGAUCAUUGUUGGUUCCUUUCUCCUUCAGUCUACUCCUGUCCUAUAUCAGAUUGACCACACAUUUCACAGCUCUUCUCUUCUACAUCCUCACUGUGUCCGGCUCUCUCUCCUUUCCUGGCUGCUAAAAAAGGGAACAUAAUGCAGCUUAUAUGCGAGAAGGAGGUAACACAACUAGUUGACAAGAGAAAGUAAGACCGAAACAUAGAAUGUGACGGCAGAUAAGAACCAUUCGGCCCAUCUAGUCUGCCCAAUUUUCUAACUACUUUCAUUAGUCCCUGGCCUUAUAGUUAGGAUAGCCUUAUGCCUAUCCCACGCAUGCUUAAGCUCCUUUACUGUGUUAACCUCUACCUCUUCAGCUGGAAGGCUAUUCCAUGCAUCCACUACCCUCUCAGUAAAGUAAUAAUUCCGGAUAUUAUUUUUAAACCUUUGCCCCUCUAAUUUAAACUAUGUCCUCUUGUUGUGGUAGUUUUUCUUCUUUUAAAUAUGGUCUCCUCCUUUAUUGUGUUGAUUCCCUUUAUGUAUUUAAAUGUUUCUAUCAAAUCCCCCCUGUCCCGUCUUUCCGCCAAGCUAUACAUAUAUGUUAAGAUCCUUUAACCUUUCCUGGUAAGUUUUAUCCUACAAUCCAUGAACCAGUUUAGUAUCCCUUCUCUGAACUCUCUCUAAAGUAUCAAUAUCCUUCUGAAGAUACGGUCUCCGGUACUGCGUACAAUACUCCAAGUGAGGUCUCACCAGUGUUCUGUACAAUGGCAUGAGCACUUCCUUCUUUCUACUGCUAAUACCUCUCCCUAUACAACCAAGCAUUCUGCUAGCAUUUCCUGUUGCUCUAUUACAUUGUCUGCAACUUUAAAGGGACACUAUACUCAAUCCUCUGCCAUUUAGGAGUUAAAUCCCUUUGUUUAUGAACCCUAGUCACACCUCCCUGCAUGUGACUUGCACAGCCUUCCAUAAACACUUCCUGUAAAGAGAGCCCUAUUUAGGCUUUCUUUAUUAAGUUCUGUUUAUUAAGAUUUUCUUAUCCCCUGCUAUGUUAAUAGCUUGCUAGACCCUGCAAGAGCCUCCUUUAUGUGAUUAAAGUUCAAUUUAGAGAUUGAGAUACAAUUAUUUAAGGUAAAUUACAUCUGUUUGAAAGUGAAACCAGUUUUUUUUUUUCAUGCAGGCUCUGUCAAUCAUUAAGCCAGGGGAGGUGUGGCUUGGGCUGCAUAAACAGAAACAAAGUGAUUUAACUCCUAAAUAACAGUGAAUUGAGCAAUGAAAUUACAGGGGAAUGAUCUGUACACUAAAACUGCUUUAUUUAGCAAAAGUAAUUUAGGUGACUAUAGUGUGCCUUUAAGUCAUCCGUAAUAAUCACCUCUAAAUCCCUUUCCUCAGAUGUUGAGGUUAGGACUCUAUCAAAUAUUCUGUACUCUGCCCUUGGGUUUUUACGUCCGAGAUGCAUUAUCUUGCACUUAUCCACAUUAAAUGUCAGUUUCCACAACUCUGACCAUUUUUCUAGUUUACCUAAAUCAUUUGCCAUUUGGCUUAUCUGUCCUGGAACAUCAACCCUGUUACAUAUCUUAGUAUCAUCAGCAAAAAGACAUACCUUACCAUCAAGACCUUCUGCAAUAUUACUAAUAAAAAUAUUAAAUAGAAUAGAAGAUAUUCUAUAAGAUCUUGGAACAAGGAGGUUGAGUGUUGGAGAGAAGAUCUGAGUGGCUGAGCUGAGGGAAAAAUGCUGAAAGUUUCAGAGAAGAGGGUUGCUAUCUUUGGCACUAGAUUUUAGUGAAUUAUGUAAAAUCGUUUAUGAAUGGAUAGUGAAAAUGGAAUGAAACAUGCUAAGUGAAGUGAGUGUAAUUUUCAUAGUAUCUAACUUAAUGCCCCAACUGCAAUUGUCUUAUCAGACUCUUGCAGGUCUGCCAGAGCCAACAUAUUGAGUACUUUUCACUUAUUUGAUCCAAACAGAUAGACCAACUGUAUUUGUAAAUCCAAUAGUAUACUUUUAUUCAGAAAUUAGGAAAAUUGACGUUAAAUUAUAUUGUGCAAAAUAUAUCUGAGCAGGUUGACAACCUACAAAUAAUAAUAUAGAGAAUGUGAUUAAAUUGGACACUCUGUACAUUAACAGCUUCACCUCAUUGAAGUUGUUAUGGUGUCAUCUGGCACCAUCCUUUCUUUCAGUGUUGAAUUUUUUUUUUUAUGAUUUAACACUAAGCGAGAGUACCAUGCAGCCCAUCUGCUGUGGGCUAAUAAGGAAUCAUUAGCCUGAGUGGCAGUGAUCGGCUUAGAGUUGCAUGAGACCUCUUUCAGCCUAUCAUAAGUGUUUAUUGCUGGUAUGAAUUGGUAUUGCUAAGGAAGAGUGUAAUAUCUGCUUAAGUUGUAUGUCUAGCCUGGUUGUGGGUGGCCAGGGACCCUCAUUAACUGUUAAAGGAGCACUCUAGGGUCAGGAAUACAUGUACAUCUAGCCACCCUGGUCACCUCAUGCCUCCCUAAAUAUAGAAAUCUUACUUGUUUUCAAGUCUGGAGCUGCUUGCAUUGUCACUAUUUCCUUUAGACCUGCCUGCUGACAUCAUCAGAAGCGGUAGCCUGAUCCAAUCACAAUGCUUCCCCAUAGGAUUGGCUGAGACUGACAAAGAAGCAGAUCAGGGGCAGAGCCAGCAUGAUUCAAACACAGCUCUGGCCAAUCCGCAUCUCCUCAUAGAGAUUAAUUGAAUCACUGAAUCUCUAUGAGGAAAGUUCAGUGUCUGCAUGCAGAGGGAGGAUAUACUGAAUGUUUGGAUGCAGUUUAGGCAGCCAUGACCCAGGAAGGAUCUCUAACAGCUAUCUGAGGAGUGACCAGUGAAGUUAUCACUAGGCUAUAAUGUAAACACUGCAUUUUCUCUGAAAAAACUGUGUUUACAGCAAAAAGCCUGAAGGUAAUGAUUCUACUCACCAGAACAAAUUCAAUAAGCUGUAGUUGUUCUGGUGACUUUAUUGUCCCUUUAAAUUGCUCAAAAAUGGUUUACACUUAAUGAAUUAGCAGCACUAGGAAGGCAUUAUAACUAAUUAUGUAAAUAAAAUGAAAUUGUUAUACUGGACUCCAGUGUAAAAAUAUCUCAAAGACGAGCCAGAGAAACUGGACGCAUCUGAGCUAAAUUGAAAGUGUCAUAGCAAAGGGUCUAAAUACUUGUAGUCAAUGUGAUUUAUCUAUUUUUUCAAUACACUUGCAAAGUUUUGAAAAAUGGGAUUUCCUUUAUUAUUAUGGGGUAUUCAGUGUAGAUGGAUGUGACUUAAAAAAAUAUUAAAAAAUUGUACCAUAUAUGCAAGAUAAAAGAAAAUUAAAGGUGUCUGAACACGUUAUGAAUGCACUAACUGUAAAUUUACAUCAUUGGCCUUAAGCCGUUUUGUAGAUAAUGUAUAUGUCCUCAUAAAAACAGUUGAGACUAGGUAAUGAAUCAAUGAAGUCCCAUAUGUCUCCUCAAAUGGAGUAAGUUCUGUAUCAAUAAGCCUUCAUUUGUGGAGAAGCACAUCAACCUAGUAACUUAAUAUCUGCUGCCUUAUCCACUGAGAGAGAUACUUUCUUUGUGUUUGGAACACCAGAGGAUAUUUCUAUUAAGAGUGACUUGCAGUUAUUUACUCAUUUUAGUCAGUCUUUGCAGUGCCUCCAUAAUACCUUGCCAUUUGUGUAUAGUUUAUUUUUUUGGUUUUAUACCAGACAUGGCUGUUUUUUAUGUAUCAAAGUACAGGAUUAACUGGAAACCCCUACAUACAUAUGUAAUCCAGAAUGAAAAGAAAAAGGUGAUAUAAGUCUUAAUUCCAAGCCUUGCAGAUGCCUCCAUGUAACAGUGGGGUUAUUCAAAGGAAGAGAUGUUUAAAGAAAAAAAAAGUUCUCUAAAAAUAAACAUUGAACAAUAAUGCUUGUCAGAGAGGUGUAAAGAAGGUCCAUUUGUGGUGAUGUAGUGCCAAUACGGUGCUUUAUGUGAAGAUUUAAAGAGAGAAAGACAAAAGAGUGGGAGGAAACAUUUCCCAAAUUUGAAAUGUCUAUACAGUCCAAUAUAGGUACCAAGAGGGUACUGGAGUGCCAGAAAGUGGGAAAAGGAGAUAAAAAAAAUACAUUGGUACGUCUACUUUGCGCUUGAGUGUUGUUCUUAUCCCUACAAGGUUCCAGCACAUUUUGGUCACCUUAAUAUCAAAGUGUGUUUCGAUGAGCACUGAGAUGUUUACAUAGCAGUACCCAGUGGUCCUCUGAAUUGAAGGUAUCAGACCCCAAGUCAGACAAGUGCAUGGAGAGAUGCAUAGAUAGCUUUCAAAUACCCUCAUACAUUUCAUUAAAAAAAAAUCUGUUUAACAUUGGUCUGGUAGGAAGUGCACUUACAAAUCAGCAGGUUUGCACUUGUUGCAGUCAAUUUGCCUUCCCCACGAAGCAUACAUUUCCAAGAGUCAGCAGGCUUGAAUGUAUUAUAUCUCAUACUUGGCUUGCAGUCUGAGAUAGACAUGGCAAUCAGAGCAGACUCUCGAUUGACCUCUGAUUUCUUCUCUGUUUGGCAUUUUACAUAAAUUGUGUCAAACAGUGCUGUAAAAGAUAAAUCCCAUGUGCCUAUGAAUCUGACGGCCUAAAUGGUUGCAGAGUUUCAACAAACUCCACAACCAUCCAGAACUGUGGCCUUCCAAGAGUUAAUCUUGUAACAUGGUGAAGAUAUCUACACAGCAUAACGCCUUCAGUACAGCCUUAAACCCUGUAGAACUGGUUGGCUGUAUAGUGCAUUCACAGAAACGACUGUUUGAGAUGUUAUCCUCAUUUAACUCACUUUUUCCUUUAGCUACAAUAUUGCAACCACUAUGGCUGAAACUAUUCACGUUUUGUUAUAUUAUUAAAUAAAACUCACUUCUAUGAUACUGUGUGAUUCUACGUCUAAGCCCUGUCUCAUCAGAGCUCUUAUUUUAAGUCAGUACGUUUGUCAUGUUUAGCAUACGAGGCUAAAAAAAAAAAAAAACUAACACAAACAUCAAAAUCCAUACUGAUAUUGUGUUCACACAUCAACAUACACGUACUGCCAGUGCAUGCGCACAGGAACACAAACAUGCAAAUAUAAAGGAGCAUCAUUUAUCACAUUACAUAAAGUAAUUGUUACGUGUGUGUGUUUAUAAAUUGUAUCUGUUCGGCCUUCCAUUCCUACUUCACUUUACAAUUCAGCCCUUCAUGACAUAUUAGUUUGACAUCCGAGUUCUAAGAUAUUCCUUUUAAGUUUGUGAGUAAGACAAUGGUACCUCAUGAGUAGUUAGUGAUGUUCAGUGAAAUUUUGUACAUUCUGUACAUGUGAGUCUGUGUGAAGGAUAAGUAAUUUUACUCAAGAUCAGCCAUUUUUCCUAGUCUUAAGAUCAGGGUGUGAAUACUUAGAACACUUUUACACAUAUCAUGGUGAAAAUAAGAGAGAAAUAUUUUCACAUUUAUGAAAAAUCUUAUUUUAAUCCUUACAAAAUCUACAAUUAACUACAACGUACUCUCUCCAUGAUAUAUCCCUUGUAUUUAGUCGAAGCAGUUCUUCGUAUGGCGAGUUUUUGUGUAAACCGAAACGUUGACCUAAAAUAAGGGGAACAAAUUAAACAAGGACUUGCAUAUAAUCCAGUGCGGAGGUUGUCUGCUUGCAGCAGUUGCUUCUCUUGGUGAGAUAAUCAGGACUGAUGAUCUCUGGUCCAGUCAGAUGUUUCUCCAAGAGAAGUUUUGUAGAAAUAUGACUCGAGCACGGCAAUUGAUGCAUUUUGCUAGUCUGAUACUUCUCAUAUAGAACCAUUAGUGGCAUUUGGUAUCAUCACAUUUUUCAUGAAGACCGUGAACAUGAAAUGUGUUUUUUGUACCAACAUUUCUCUGAGAACAUGGCUAUAGUGUCUGUCAGAUAGACAGACAGCCAUUAGACGACCAUGCUCCUUUUUGUUUAGUUUUUUGCCUUCUUUUGGAUCAACAGUAUUAACUAAUAUAUAUCCAACUUGUCUCAUUGCAAGUAUGUUGUACAACACUGCAGAAUAUCAUGGCACUUAAUAAACAAUAAUAAUAUGAAUGGAUAUAUUUUCAAUCACUAUUUAUUUGUUACAACUGUUAAUAUAAUUGCAAGUGUCCACUACUAUGUUCAUUAUAUACACAAUUAUUUUUAUGAAAUCUUUUUGUGUAUUUACAUACUUCAGCAUGUAUGCUUCUGUAUACCUAUAUUUAUUGCGGUGUGUGGUAUAUAUAAUUGCUAGGGUUGCUAUGAUCACUUUAUAUAUGUCAAGCAGCUUUUUUUUGUUUUUAUUGUGCCUAUCUAAUAUAUUAUUGUACGGAAUUAUUAAGACCUUAAAUAUAGGAAAUACAUGUAAAGUCUCCUCCUGUCUUGGUGUUGAAAGCAACUUUGUCUGCCAUGUGACAAGCACCCAUAGUUUUUGGGGGAGACUCUUCAUGUUGCAUACCUGUAGCAGUUUAGCAUCACAAUGAAGAGCUUUAUUCAUAUGAUUGGGAUCUGGAUCAACACAUUUGCAGCUUACUUAUUAAAGGAGCACAGGAAAAGCCAUAACCACAAUAGGCUUUUGUAGCGGUGCCAUAAGUCGUCAAACUGUUAAAGAACAGUUUGGUAACUUACCUGGGUCACCCUGGUGCCUGCUUCUGGAUUCCACUGCAAGGCUCAACAAGGCUGCUUAUAUAUGCACCCCAUUGGACCCAAGUAGCCUGUCAAAUCGUUCUUAGUCUGGUAGGGUGCCACGGUACUCCUGACAGCAUUAUCACUACAGCAGGCUGUCAUUCAUUUAAAAUAAUAUAUAUAUUGUGGAGAGAACGUUGUUUUUCAAAGCAGAUGUAAAACAAUACAUAAAGUGCUAAUUGUCCAUAAAAGUGCAGCUGCUAUUACCUCGUGUUCCGUCACUCCACGCAACACAGAUGCAGUGUACAAAAUUCAAAUAAUGUGUGAGAGUGCAUAAUACAUAAAAGAUAUAUGCUACCACUUUUUAAAGCUUGAUUAGAGUCUGAAAUAAAUAAAAAAAUAGACCAUGGUGUAGUAUAUUAAACAUUCAUCAAUAAAACCAUGUAAAAGUGUCGUUAUUAAACUUGCUUGCUGCUGAACCAAAUGUAGUAGUCUAAGACUUUUAUAUAAAUAGCAAAAAUAAAAUGACAACAUAAAGACCAUUGAUAAAGAUCAUCCAAGGAUCGAAACGCAUUGGUGCUUUGUGUCUUUUUAUCUUGUCGUUUUAUUUUGCUUUUUAUCUAAAAGUCUAAGCCUUCUACAUUUGGCUCAGAUGCAUGUGAGUUGGAUAACCACACAUAUUUUUAAUUUAUAUUUCAAACUGUAAUCAAGCUUUUAAAAGGUUGUAUAAAGCUUUGCAUGCUACUUUACCGACAAGAUUGAACAGCUAAGGAAACAAUUCUCCCCUCCUUGUCGUUCUCUUUCUCAACCACACGUAAAUAAUGCUUUCCCUACCCUCCAGACUUUCAACCCGGCUACUGAACAAGAGGUGGCUGCACUCCAUUCCUCUCGCCCCACCACUUGCCCGCUCGAUCCUGUCCCAUCUCACCUCAUUAGAUCUCUCUCCCUUUGUCUUGUGCCUACCCUAACACACAUCUUUAGAUGCUCUCUCUUCUGGCACUCUUCCUGCUGACCUUAAACAUGCCACUGUAGUACCUAUCCUGAAAAAAACAUCUCUUGACCCAUCCUCCCCCUCUAACUAUCGUCCCAUAUCCCUGCUCCCUUUCUCAUCAAAACUUUUGGAAAGACUUGUCUUUACCCGUGUGUCUCACUUCCUUAAUUCCAACUCUCUCCUUGACCCUCUUCAGUCUGGCUUCCGCCCUCUCCACUCUACUGAGACUGCUCUUAUCAAAGUUACUAAUGACCUAAUCUCCGCUAAAUCCAAAGGUCACUACUCAAUAUUAAUUCUCCUUGACCUCUCUGCUGCCUUUGACACCGAUGAUCAUGCUCUCCUCCUUCAAACUCUUCAAUCGCUCGGUCUCUGUGACUCUGUCCUCUCUUGGUUUUCCUCCUAUCUCUCCCAACGCUCAUUCAGUGUCUCCUUUUCCAAGGAUACCUCCUCCGCUCAUCCUGUCUCGGUUUGAGUUCCCAAAGGCUCUGUCCUUGGUCCCCUUCUAUUUUCUCGUUAUACUGCCUCUCUUGGUAAACGUAUUACCUCUUUUGGAUUCCACUACCACCUGUACGCUGAUGACACUCAGAUAUACCUCUCCUACCCAGACCUCUCCCCUGCCGUCCUGCAACGUGUCACUGCUUGCCUUUCGUCCAUCUCUGACUGGAUGUCCUCACGCUUUCUGAAACUCAAUCUCUCUAAAACUGAACUCCUCGUCUGUCCUCCUCCUAAUACUGAUCCUCCUAUCUCGCUCUCCCUUCAAGUCAGUGAUACCCACAUAAGUCCAUCCCUGCAAGCGCGCUGUCUUGGCGUCAUACUUGACUCUGGUCUCACCUUUGAGUCUCACAUCCAGGUUUCAACUCAAAAACAUAGCCCGCAUCCGCCCCUUUCUUACACAAGAUGCUAACAAGGAGCUUGUCCAUGCUCUAUUAAUUUCCCGCAUGGAUUACUGUAACCCUCUCCUGAUUGGUCUCCCCAAAAGCCGUAUUGCCCCGCUACAGUCUGUAAUGAAUGCUGCAGCUAGACUGAUUUUUCUCUCUAGUCGGUCCUCUCACACCUCACCACUCUGCCAGUCCUUACAUUGGCUCUCUGUAUCCUAUAGGAGUCAAUUCAAUGUGCUAACCCAUACAUUUAAAGCACUGAACAAUUCUAGCCCCUCAUAUCUCUUCACUGAUCCAUAGGUAUGCCCCUCCUCGCUCCCUCCGCUCUGCCUGUGACCACCUCCUGACCGCUGCUCGCACCCGUACGGCCAACUCGCGCUUGCAGGACCUCUCGCGGGUGGCUCCUUUCCUACGGAAUAGCCUGCCUACUGCCAUCACACUCCCCCAUAGUCUUCAAUCAUUUAAGAAGGGCCUUAAAACCCAUUUCUUCAGGAAAGCUUAUGGCCUCCCAGAGUAAUCUCUACCUUACAUACCUGUCUCUUGCUCUCUCCUAUAGGACAGUGCUUUACUCUCUCCUCCAGCUCUGCUUCACUCCCACCCUAUUUGAUAUUUCCUGUCCUAACCUCCUAUAGUCUGUAAGCUCGUUUGAGCAGGGUUCUCUUCAACCUAUUGUUCCUGUAAGUUUUCUUGUAUUUGUCCUAUUUAUAGUUACAUCCCCCCUCUCAUAAUAUUGUAAAGCGCUACAGAAUCUGUUGGCGCUAUAUAAAUGGCAAUAAUAAUAAUAUAUUUUAUGUAUUGUGUGCUCUCGCUCAUUACUUGAAGUUAAUUUUUCCAAGCAGUCUACAAACUUCCACCCGAUCUUUCUUUCAUCCUUUCUGUGCCGAACAUGUAUUUCACACACAUUGAGCUAAUUAUUUUAUUUAAUUUUAAUAUUUUGUACUGCAGUAAUGGCUACAAACAGAAAAUCUCCUCCCAGAAAAUCGGAGUCUGAAGAAAUGAGACGACUGGUUAGUUUUUGUUUGGUUUUUCCAUUUUAUUUCUUAAUUUAGUAUGUAGAUACAGUAACAUAUACAUACAGUAAUUAUUGAGUAAAGCUUUACUUGAUUUGGAAUAAAUAAAUUCCAGUUUAAAGACAAAAUUGUCUUGAAGUAGAACUGACACUGAGUUGGUGAAAUUCCAUCUUAACUUAGUUAUACUAUGCUUUAGUGGAGGGAAUAUAUAAAUCACAUUUCUGCAGAACUCCCAUGUUCUGUCUGUGACAUUCCUAUUAUGUAAGUUAUAGCACAAUAUAUUCUUAUAAUCUUCUAUGCAUUCUUUUUCUCUGAUGCUAAAUGUAUUCAUGACUUUUAUGCAUGGCACUCUGGCACAACCGUGAAUAAAUUUACAUGAUAUGCCAGGCUGAGAUGUCAUUUCAAAUUUUUGAGAAAAAAUUACCCCCCGCCCAGCUUAUGUACCUCAUCAGUUAAAGACAACCAACGUCAUAGGCAUUAGCUGCGAUGGGGAUGCAUUUCACAUGCACAAGAAGAUUUCUCUGACAGCAGAAGUCAUACAGGAUCUUUUGUAGAGAACCAUUAUGUAUUUUUACAGUAAGAGAUUGUUGUCAGAGUUCUGACUAGAACUGUGUAUUAAAACAACAUACAAAUAAAAAUACUGUCAGCCAAGGUUUUAUAUACGCUCACACAGCAGUUUACAUAACAAAAGUUAGGCAUCCUAAAAAGAUUUAUAUGCAGUUGUGCCACUCAAUUUGUUAUUGAACGUUUUUUUUUUUUUUUUGUGUGUGUUUUUUUGUUGUUAAUAAAUGUAAAAAAUCUAUAAAGCGUUUUACUUUGUAAUUUAUUUUUACUUUGCGCUCACUACAGCGAGCAAUUCUGGACCAUGAACGUCAUAAUCGACCAAUUCCAGAAUAUUUCCUGGACAUGCUUGCGUGGGACCCAAUAAAGCCAUUAGUUGACGACUCCGUGCCAGUUCCACCACCAGUCAGAGUGGGACAUGUACGCUGGUGUACCUGUGGUCUCUGCAUUUCCUUACCAACGGAUGAAGAAUGCAUUUGUUGUCGAGAUAUUGUAAACGUUCGGAAGCUGCUUUUGGAAGACUCCGAGUGUAUAUGUGAAAUUGAAUAUCUAAGGAAAGACUUGGUUUCCAAAGAACAUCUUACAGCACUCUACCGUUAUGGCUUAAGUUUUAGCAAGAAGCGCUUCAAGGGUGUAGAGCGUGAAAGGUGAGUUGCCGUUGAAUGUAUUAUUAGUUUAAACGAGAAAAUCUGUAGUAAUAGCAUUACCAGGAUCAUUUUAUCUUGUAAUAUACCCUACCAUAACAUUUUCUAGUAAUGUGUUUUGUUUUUGUUUGUCCAGAAAUACAUUUGUAUUCUAUCGAAGUGUUUUUGUUUAUGCAUUUAAAAGGCCUUUUUCAUUGGGGGUGUAUCUAAAAAUAGCUUGCAAAACCUGCUAUCUCUUAUCCAAAGCCUUUGUCCAUCCAAUUACAACUCAAUUAGAAGUCUUUGCGAGGCAGGUGCUCUGGGCAGGCAGGAAGUAACAGGACCAGUUGUCUGAUUGACACCGGGCAGGUGGGGUGUAAUAAGGUUAAUGUAUAAAAGUGCAGACGUCUAUUGAAAUAUGCACUUUUAGUAAAUGAUAAAGAAAAAUCUGAAGUGCUGGAGUAAUUUACAUGUGUGGACUGUCCUUUUACGUAGUACUAGAAGAAUAUUGAAAAUGUAGGAUUAUUUGUUUUUUUUAUCUUUAAUUUGAAUUGACAGACAUUUAAGCGAGGGAACAUGGGUAUGUUUGUAUUGAAGCAGAUAAUAAGUCUUAAACUUUUAGAUUCUUUUAAUAGAACUUUAAGCAAUUAUGUGGGACGGCCAAGUAUGGGCACUGUAAUCGUAACAACUGGAUGGUCAAAGUACAAACCUGUGGUUCAACCAGUCCUAUGAGUUAGAAUUGGAUGCAUUCUCAAUGAUGACAAAAUAUUACAACAUUUCUCAUGUUUGUGUUUUUUGUUUUCUUUUCUCUUUAGUGAUUACAGGAUAACAGCCUACAGAGCUUUUACUAUGUGGGUACAUGGCUACAUGGGACGUAAUACUAAGAGACGCCCUAUUCCGUCAUGUGUAGUGAGACGAAUACGUGACAACUUUCCAGCGCCUGAUAAAGAUUUUUUUUGUGUCCGUCCUGUUUCAAGUGAUCCCUAUGCAGCAGAUAUGUGUGAUAUGUGGUAAUUCUUGUAAUAAAAAUGUUACAAAGACUUGUUAAAUAUUUUUUUGUCUUUCUUUGUUUUCUUUUUUUUUUAACCUUUGUCAAUUACCAUUGAAAACACCCACAUUUUGUUAACAUUGGGAACAAAUAGUGCACUAGAACAAAUGUUUUUCUUUCAGGAAUAAUGAAUAAACAAAGUUUAGAUUGCUAUUGAUCUGUGUUACCUCCACCUUUAAAAUACAGGUGGUGUGGGUGAUGUUCCUCAAAUGCUUAAUCGUCCAUUUGUCAGAGCAUUAUGGGUAAUAAAGUCCACAGCAGUUGUAGUAGAUGCAAAUGUUAGGGUCUAGUUGUUGUAGGCUUAUGAAUUUGCGAAAUUUGUCCAGUUGUUGAAUAUAUAUGUUAUGUGUUUUUUGUGAAAUAAAUUUACUGGUUUAGACUUGGCACCUUUCAAAUUACAAUUUGCAGUCCCAGUGCCAUGAAUCGUACGAAUGCAUAUUUGGAAUGCUAAGUGUUACAUGUUUCAAAGUUAGGGGUGGCUUGGUCAUAGAGUAGCACCCCAUCAGAUUAGUGUUGCACAUCUAAUGUAAUUAUUGUUUUACAAAUAAAAUGGUGACAAUAUGACUCGAAGAGUGAAUUCAUUUUAUUAUGAAAACUGUUUGUAUCUGUCUCUGUAACAGUUGCAUUAUCGGCAGCUCCCCCUCUUUCUCUAGAGCACACACUGCCCUAGCUAUUAACAAUGAUUUAUUACUAUUAUUUUUUUUUUCUUCUUAAUAAAAACACCCACGCUGAAUAUAGAGAUCUAACACAUUUUCAGUCUGUUCCUAAAACUGAUGUGUGAUGUCACUUAUUCUCUUAUGUUGUGGGAUGUAUGUCAUACAUCAGAUUGACCGCACAUGUCACUAACUGACAAGAGAAAGUAAGUUAAUAUCUAAGAUCUGGGGACAGUGAGGCUGAGUGUUGGACAGAAGGGUUGAGAGGCUGAGUUGGGGAGUAAAAGUGUGUGAGAAGAGUUUGGGCUAAUUUUGGCACGGUAGGUAUUAGUGAACUAUAUAAGCGGGAUUUGAAUGGGUGGUUGAUAUCAAAUUACAUUAUUCGAAUGGAAUGAAACAUGUCAAGUGCUGAGUGAGCCUAAUUUUCAGAGUAUCUGUCUUAGUGCACCAGGUGCAAAUGCAUUAUUAGGCUCUUGUAGAGCUGCAGGGGCCACCAUAUUUACCUGAGUACAUUUCUCUUCUUUGAUCCAGACAGACCAACCCAAUUUGGAAAUCUAAUGGUAUUGCCUCUAUUUACAAAUGAGGAAAACUAACGUUAAAUGGAAUUGUGCAAAAUAUAUGAGAAGUCACCGGUAACUCCAAGCUCCAUGACCACUUCAGUGAUUUGUAGUGGUCCUGGAGGCUGUAUGUGCAGCGUUUUGCCUCGAAAUGUUGCACAGUGACAUUUUAUUGAAUAAGAAUCGUUCUGGGUGCCAACAGAGUCCCUUUAAAGUUUAGUUUGUUAUAAUGUGAUUCAAGUCCUUAAGCAGUUGUAUUAUUGCAUAUGUACAGGAAAUGGAAACACAAACUAUUGAAUGCAAAAUUAGAAAGAAAACAAUUUUACUAGGUUUACAUCAAAACAGUGAACACUGAGAAAAGAAUAAAUCACGUUUCACAUGUUUCUUCAAAUGGAGCAUGUUCUAUAUCAGUAAGCCUUCAUUUGUGGUGAAGCACAUCAGACUAAUAACUUGUCCAGUGGGGAUGAGGGAACAUUUUCAUAGCAUUUGGAACAUCAGAAGAUAUUUAUUUUAAAAGAGUGAGAUGCAUGUAUUUACUCACAGUAGUCCUUACCGUGCUUCCAUAAUACCAUACUGUUUGUGUUUGUUUUUCAUUUUAUACCAGAACUUUAACCCCUUAAAGGACCACUAUAGUGCCAGGAAAACAUACUUGUUUUCCUGGCACUAUAGUACCCUGUGGGUGCCCCCACCCUCAGGGACCCCCUCCCGUCCGGCUCUGGAAGGGGGAAAGGGGUUAAAACUUACCUUUUUCCAGCGCUGGGCGGAGAGCUGUCCUCCUCCGAUCCUCCUUCCCUCCUCCCCGUCGGCUGAAAGCUUUCCUAUGGACGCUGGCGUGCUCUCACUGUGAAAAUCACAGUGAGAAGCACGCAAGCGCCUCUAGUGGCUGUCAGUGAGACAGCCGCUAGAGGGAAUGGGGGAAGGCUUAACCCAUUCAUAAACUGCUAUGUUUAUAAAAAAAUGGGUUAACCCUAGCUGGACCAGGCACCCAGACCACUUCAUUAAGCUGAAGUGGUCUGGGUGCCUAGAGUGGUCCUUUAAGAAUACAACUUCUGGAAUAAAAUGGAAUCAUGAUGGAAUAUUUCCGUCAUGUGUCCUUAAGUGGUUAACAUAUACACAGGUGUAUUUUUUUUUACACGUCAUUAUUCAUUUUAAUCGAAGUACAAGAUGAACAGAAAAUCUAUCAUAAAUAACAUUAACAUGAAGAAUAAUAUAGUCAGGAAGAAGGAUAUGGUGAAAUACAGAUAUAACCAUGUAAUAGUAAGGUAAUUAAAAUAAUAGGUUUCAAAACAUGUAUCUGAAAAGAAAUGUUGAGCAAUAAUGGUUCCCCAAGAGCUGUGAAGGUCUAUUGGCGGUGAUUUAAUGCCAAUUAGGGGCUUAACGUGACGGGUUUAAUGAAAGAAAGACACAUGAUUAGGAGGAAGCAUUUCCCACAAUGGGAGAUUUAAAUCUUCUAUACAGUCCAAAAUAUGAACCACGUUCGAGAGAGUUGGGGUUGGGGUACCAUGAUGAAAGGGGAGAGGGUAUGAGAAGGAAAAGUGGGGGAGAAGGGUGUAUUUUUUUUUUUUUUUUUUUAAAGUCACUUAAAAUAAAUAACAAUAGAUACUUUGUACUUGAGUGUUCUCCUCAACUCUACAAGGUGCCAACAGGUUUUGUUCCCCUAAUAACAAAGUGUGUUCUAAUUAGCACUGAGAUAUUUACAUGACAUUGUCUGGUGGUCAUCACGUAUCAAUCCCCAAAAGGAAUAAAUCUGAAUAAUGCAUGGAGGCGCUCUCAUAUUGCUUUUAAGUACUCUCAUACAUAGAAGAGCUAGUGUAAAACUUAUUAAUAUUUUCUUAAAAGCAGGUACAAAUAGGGUAUAGAAACAUGUAAGGAAUUGUGUGUUUAGGGCAUACCUCUCAACACCAAGGGACACAAAGUGUGGUGUGCAGUUGCAUCACUGGUGAUGCUCAAAGGGGGAUAGUCCUACUUAGGGCAGAACAUGUGCAGUUAAAGAGCUUUGUCCAUCGGCUCAAUGCCGUCAGUGCAGUUUGCACUAUGCUUUAUGGGGACCUAGUCUCUUGUGUUUCCAGAUACAGGACACCAGAGGACAAGCCUGGGAUUGAACUCCACAAUCAGGACCAUCCUGGCGUACCCUGUUAUGUUGGAGGUUAUUGCUUAUGGCUACAUUGUGCUAUCAAACAUAUGCCUUUUAAUUGUGUUGAAAGUCUGUUUUCUGAUGGCGCAUCAAAGACUAUGAUAAUUUGGUUUAUUGCUAUGUCAUCUCUUCUCUCUCACUGCCUAAAAAUAUAUAUAAUUGUUUUCUGUGCAGCAUUAUGCACACAUACUCAAUAGGGGUUUGCCCUUUUUGCAAACUGUGUAACAAAAUGAGACGUGUCAACCUGCUUGCAGCCAACUUUAUUCUGUAACUGAAGAAUGACGUAAUUGCAGUCAAUUAUAAUAGCGGUGUGCUUUUGCUAUACUGCCUGGCUGUCUCCAGUAUCCUCAGGACAACAAAAAAAAAUGUUGUUGUUUUUUUAAAUCCAUAAAACUAUAGCAUGAUGGUGGCAGACUGAGUCGGACUUUGGUUGAGUGUUUUGUAAGUGACUGUGAAUAACUUGUCCAAGUCUUGCUGUCAGUGAAGGUAAUUAAAGGACCACUAUAGUGCCAGGAAAACAUACUCGUUUUCCUGGCACUAUAGUGCCCUGAGGAUGCCCCCACCCUCAGGGUCCCCCUCCCGCCUGGCUCUGGGGAGAGGAAAGGGUUAAAACUCACCUUUAUUCCAGUGCCGGCAGGGAGCUCUCCGCCUCCUCUCCUCCCUUUCGGCUGAAUGCGCACGCGCGGCAAGAGCUGCGCGCGCAUUCAGCCGGUCUCAUAGGAAAGCAUUCAUAAUGCUUUCCUAUGGACGCUUGCGUGUUCUCACUGUAAUUUUCACAGUGAGAAUCACGCAAGCACCUCUAGUGGCUGUCAAUGAGACCGCCACUAGAGGAUUUGGAGGCUGGAUUAACCAUAACAUAAACAUAGCAGUUUCUCUGAAACUGCUAUGUUUAUUUUAAAAAGGGUUAAUCCUAGAGGGACCUGGCACCCAGACCACUUCAUUAAGCUGAAGUGGUCUGGGUGCCUAGAGUGGUCCUUUAACCCCUUAAGUACCAAACCUCUGGAAUAAAAGGGAAUCAUGACAUGUCACACAUGUCAUGUGUCCUUAAGGGGUUAAAGGUUUAUCAGUUAAUGUCCUUGACCGUAUAACUGACAUGAUGUAACUGUGACUUGUGUCAUAAUUUGACUGUAAGUGUUUAGACUUUGUGUAUUUUUAGUUGAUCUUUUUGCAGUAUCUCAGGCCAGUCAAUAUCCUCCUGAGACCCAGCCCAUUAACUUAUGUCCUCUGUGCUGGACAUUUCGUACGUGCAUCUCCUUUUAUUCUUUUGAGCUACUCUUUCAAUCCCUGCUGUAUUGUAAAGAGGACAUUUCCAGUUAUAUGUCAUGUGAUAGGCUAGGAUACUGGGAACUAAAAUAGGUAGGAAAUUACAAAAAAGAAAUUGGAAGACAAUUUUUUUCCUCGGUUCCCAGGAGGAUAUAACGUUUGCAAGAGAUGUGUUAAAAUGAAUUGGUAAACGGUAUUUAUCUGCCUUAAUAAGAAAAAGCAGGAACUUGGAAUGACAAUCCUGUGUUCUGUGUUUCAGUCUAAAACAUUUGUAACAAGACUUCAUAAAAACAAUAUAUUUUUUUAUUAAACUUAGAAUUGAAAUAUUAUUUAUAUGAUGCUUUUUAGCCCUCGGACGACUGUCAUCCAAGGCUGACUGUGAGCCGUCUUACAGAUAUCAGACCUCAAAUGUAAGUUUAAAACACUGUUUAAUAUUUUUAUUCAUUUUUAAAGGGGAACUGCCACUUCUCAGGAAAUUAAACGGAAAAAAAAAAUCAUUGGAAAUCACAGAUAACUGUUGUUAAAAUCUUUUUUUUUUUCUCAAUCUGAUAUUCAGAUUUAUUUUAAAUAUGUACUGAAUAUAUAUAUAUAUCUAUAAUCAAUUGAUCACAAUCCAGUUCAGUCAAGGCACAGCCAGGGCACACAUUGCAAAUGAGGAGUGGUAACAGAAAUUUCCAAAUUUCCAGGUAUAGGAUAACAUUUUGUGCACCUCCCAAACACGUUUGUUAAUAUUGGACAUAAGUAGACAAAAUAUUAAAACUCUUGGGAAUUGUCAGUCCCUCCUUAAGUGUUUAACAAUUUCAGUGAAUAAAUGACCUGCAUGAUACAUUUUUAGCAUAACUAACAUUUUAUUUGGCAAAUUAAACUUAUAAAUCAUUUAAAACUGUUAUUCCGUUCUUCUAGUUAAAAUGACCGUGGCAUGCCAGUUUCACAUUUAGAUUGAAUAUUUAAAGACAUGUACAUAUAAUGUAUGAUAAGACUAAAUUAUAUAUUUAGUUUUAGUAGCUGUUAUAUACCGUAAUUACCUUCUAUCCCACACUCCAGAGCCACCAUUCUCGGAGGUCCAUGGGUGUUAUACUUUUGUAAUGUCCAGCCUCUGUAAUGUCAUUGGCCUUGCUCAUGGAUACUUGGCUUUUAAAAUUCUUCCCUCAUGACACCAACAUGCAGGCUUCAUGGCCAGUGCAUCUGCAUUUAAACGUGGUGCAAAAAUAGUGAAAAAUACCUUAAAUGCACAAGUGACACCUAUUUAGAUAUUUGUGUAGAUCUCGAUAGUGAGAAUAUAAAAUGAAAAGCAUGUAACAAACAAAAAAAACAGGAGUAAAACUAAUAGUGCAGACUGUAUAAAUUAUUAAAGAGUAGAGGCAUAUAUUGAAUAAAAUGUGUGCAAGGGCAGAAAACGAUAUUUGACAUUCUUCGCUUCAUUUUCAUUUUCUGCGCUGUGUAUUAAUAAUUAAUUCUUACUCUUCGUGUAUACCCCUAGCGUACACUUGCUGGGAGAAUAUACAUGAUGACAAGCAGGAGAACAGGCUGUAAGAGGGUUCACCUGUUCUGCCCUGUUACAUAAUUUUUAACCUAGCCUGUUAUGACGAGAAUUAGUUAACAGAAGAGAGAGGGGCCACAUUUAUAAAUAACAUUUUCUCAAAAUCCAUAGACUUGCUAGCAUUUGUGCUUGCACAACAUAUAGAUUUUAUAUGCUUCCAUGAGAGCAUAAGUCAGUUUACCCAUGACACUUUAGUAGAUGGGCUUUUGGGCAUUAUAAACUUGUUACUUUUGCACUCUGUACAUCUCUGUUGCUUGUGUCUGAUUUUACAAUAUUCUUUCCAGCUGAUAUUUUCUUGUUUAACAAAAAUUAAACACUCAUAGUCCAUACGUACAACUCGAAAUGUAAGUUGGUAAAAAGGGUACACAUCCCUACAUUACAAGUUAAAUAAUAUACUAUAUAGAUUUGUAUGUACUGUAGUCAAAGGCUCAAAAUUUCAAGUCUUACGCCACUAGCCAGUCCUUAAAUUUAUUCGCCAGUGCAAGCCUGGUGGUUGCCAACCAUGGCUGAAUGGACUAUUAAAGAGUGGAAAUCUUGAGCCCUGCUAUUGUCAAGCCUAAAAAAAAUAUAUGUGUAUUUAUUUAUUUAUUUACAUUUUAUUCUAUACUUUGUUACUUAACAAAAUAAUUUAUUUUUUUAGUAUGGGGAGAUGGAUACUUCUUCAGAUAUAGAAGAAAUCCCACUAGAUUACAGCAGUGUUUCAAGAGAGCAGCAGGUGUGUAUGCUUUAACUCUGUACAAUUUUCAAAAACGUUCUGUUUUUAUUUUCAUGGGUUAAUUUUUAAUUCAAAUAAUAUAUUUUCUAGAAACAAAUACUUUUGGCCCAAAUGCGAGAAGCUCUACAAUCCAGUGAAGAAUUACCGUGUUUCCCAUACAAUCCACAAAAGAGCGCAAAAGAAUUAGAAGAAGAGAAAUGUGAAAUUUUAGUGGAAGAAAGUUGUGUUGGGAAAACAGAUUGGUGUUCUUGUGGACUUUGUAUCAAAAUUCCAUCUGAAGAAGAGUCUCUCUGUUGCCAGGAGGUUCGAAAUUUGCGGAAGCAUCUUACAAGUGAUUCCGACUGCAUCACUCGACAUGAGCGGUUCCAUCAGUUUUGCCUUGAUGAAGAGAUGGUAUAUCUGAUAUUUCGCACUUUAGGAACAUAUACCAGUAGACCAGCAGAAUGGGACUAUAAUAGGUAAAAUAUAUAUAUCUAGUACAUGGCUGGUUUUUCAUGGAAUAUGAUUUAAUUGUGUUAUGUCCUUUAAUCAUUCUCCUAAAGGAACAUUAUAGCAUUAGUAAUACAAACAUGAAUUCCUAACGCUAUAGUGUUCUCCUCACUAGCUGGAUGUCUGGGUCCCAUAAAUUAAAACACAAGGGGGAAAAAAAGGGUUUUAUUUACUUUUUUCCAGUGCCAAGUCUCAUUCAACGCUUCCUUGGCUUCUUGUGCAGUUCAAUGCUUCUUAUAGAGAAGCAUUGGGGACGAGAACCGCACGUGUGGCGCUUGUCAAAUCAAAUGCAUCUCAUAGGGAAGCAUUAAAUCCAAUGUUUCCCAAGAGCAGCAUUUGAUGAUGUUCGACGUCGAACAUCAUAACUGAGUCAAACUCCGGACAACAGUCACUAGAACUUCCUUAAAUCAAAACAUUGCCAUAUCUACUAAAUGGCAAUAUUUUAGAUUGCAGGGUUAAAAUGACAGGUGCACUGCUUACAGACCACUUCAUUGAGAUUGGUUGCCUUUAGUGUCCCUUUAUGUAUAUUUUUAAGUCACUUGUUCUAAAAGUUAGUUCUAAAAUUAUUUGCUGUUUUCCAUGCAAUUUACCUUUAUCAUUUUUUUUUUACAACAGUUAUAAUAAUGCAAACACUUAUUGUACGGUUUAAUUUACUAUUUAUAUUAACAAUUAUUAUUUUUUUUUUUUUAGAAAACUUCGAAAAACUGCCUUUCGGUCUUUUACUUGUUGGAUACAUGAGUUUUUGGGAGCCAGAAACAGCCGUCCCAUACCAGCAUGCGUUGUGAAUAGUAUUCGAAAGAAGUUUCCAGAUCCAGAAAAUGUUUCCUUUGGUUUUAUCCGUUUGCAAGAUUAUGCAGCGGUGGAUAUGGCUGAUGACCUAUAAACAUUUUUUUUUUUUUUUUUUUUUUACAUAGUUUCAAAAAUAUGUUCUCAUUUUUGUUUUUUUAUUAAAUGUAUUGUUUUCUGUUUGAUACGAUCAUUAGAGUUGUACUUUGUUUUUAUUCAUUUUGAAAUAAAGAAAUCGUAG